CGCAAAGCCAUUCCUUUUGAAGCAGCCCAGUUAUGCUCCCAUGAUGCCUGGCCCGGCCGAGCCUGGCUGCUUCAUUCAGGCUCUGACGCUGCUGCGUCAACUGAGCAGGGGUGAGGUAGGGCUGACCCGUUUGAUCCUCUUAACACAAACAGAGGUACACACAAUCACACGCACACACACACACACACACACACACACACACAGAGGUAUGCAAGUACACACAAAGAGACACAGAGACACACUCACACACCAUUCUGGUUUAGGGUGUAAACAUCACAUUAUGUUUUUGUGGUUGCAGAGAAAGGUUAACCAAACCCCACAGGAAACUGCACCACUGCAACCACCAUGAUUCCAUUUCUUCACUAUCGUCCUUAGAGCUCACAUCUUUACCAGAAAGUGAAAAGACAGAUCAGAUGAUAAGGACAGCACAAUGUUUGACAGUUAUAGGUUUGACGGUUUUUAGACUUCACAGAAUCAGAGCUCUUCAUGGUAUCUUCAAGAGUUGAGUUCACUGAGGCUUGGCUAUUUCAUCCUUCCUUAUUCCAACCAAUUGAUUAACUAAUACCUGUUUAAUGAGUAUCCUGGUAAUGAGUAGCCUGUUUUAAUCGCCACUAGGGGUAAUAUCAACUGCCUAUCCACUACUGACAGUGUGACAGAGGUAUAGUCCACUAGUCCAACUCUAACUUACAGUUCAUCCUCACCAGAGUCUUUGACCUCAUACUUUAAUGAAUGGUGGAACCAGCUUUCUCAUCGCUCUGUACAUACAUGGACAUCUUGCGAUCGCGUCUAGCCACAUUCCUCUCAAUGCGCUGCUCUCAGGGAAAAAAAGGCACGUCGCGGGAGAGCAAUGCUGAGGAAGUGUCAUUAGUUGGCCAGGCCUUUACCACAAGCAGAACCGACCAUGGGUCUGACUGUGUGUGUGUGUGUGUACGUGUGCCAUAUUGAGUAAACCCAUGAGAGUAGAGGAAACACUUACUGGGUGUGUACCUGAUGACUCAACAGUCUGUGUAAUUUUGGGAUUAGGCUUGCCUGCCACACACAAGUUAACCUCCUGUGCUCCUGUUCUACUCACACUUAUGCCAUGUGGAGAGCCAGGACAGAACUAAGUUGGAUUUGUUGGGCUUUUGGUAAAAUUUUUGAGAAUGCACUCCCUCUCCCUCUACAGACAGCUCAGGACUUCCUUUGUCUCUGUCUGUCUUUGUUUGUCUCUGUUUCUGUUUUCUCUCCUCUCUCUCUCUCUCUCUCUCUCUCUCUCUCUCUCUCUCUCUUCUCAGCUUCUCCUCUCGUCCUUCCUCUCUCUCUCUCUCUCUCUCUCUCUCUCUCUCUCUCUCUCUCUCUCUCUCUCUCUCUCUCUCUCUCUCUCUCUCUCGUAGUGUGGGUCACUGUUGUCUCCCCACAGAGAGAAAUGAGACAGCCAUCGUUCUCUGGAGUGAAUCUCAAAAGGACCCUGUUAUCACCGCAGAGGAAACACAAAAAUAUGUUGCCAUGCCAAUGACUGAACAGUAAGUGACACGUUGAAGAAGUGUGAGGUAAAAAAUUAUUCAGACAGAGAGGGAGAGAGAGGAAGGGGUGGCGGGUGCUUACAGUUUUUCUCGAUUGCUAAGACACAUUUCUUGAAAGCUGCUCUCCUUUUCUCUUUUCUCUUAACUGUGAACACAAAACCCAAUUUGCAAGCUACAUUCACAAAACCUCAGACUCUUCUUGCAAAACCAAACUUUCACCUCAAAACAGUUCAAUCUGUGCUCAAAACUGAACUAUGUUGUCAAAUCGUGCCCCGAGUCAAUCAAAUAAAAAACACUACUGAACAGUCACUAAACACUACGUAGAAAAAUAGAAAACACAAUGCUCAGGACAUGAAGCUGGAGAAAUAAAUGUUUAUUGUUCACUGUAGGCUAAAUGCAUGUUGCAAAACAAAAAAAAGCUGUGCAUUUAGCACUUGUACAAAAAUACAAAACAGAAAUCUUGUGCAUUUACAUGUAGCACUUGUAAAAACAAACAGAAAUCUUAUGCGUUUGCCACUUGUGUACAGUAAGCCCAUGUAAAAAAUAAAGUACAAAAAUAUACAAAUAAGUGCAUUACUCAGCCACAGCAUCAUGUCUCCGUACUGGGUCAGGCCACAGGACUUCAUCCACAUCACAGGCCACAUUUUGUCUGGCCAGGCAACGGGGGAAAAAACCCCUGGCAUGCCGUAUCCAGGCUUGGCAUGCCUCCACACCUAUGUCACCACAGGCAAGUCCCAUAGCUUGCAGGAGAUUUACCCUGGUGUAAGGUUGGCGUUCAUAUACCUUCCACCGCCAUGAGAAGAAGAAUUCCUCAAUGGGGUUUAGGAAAGGGGAGUACGGUGGAAGGCAAUGAUUGAUAAAACCUUGGUUCAUAUUGUACCACUCUCUAACCUGGAGGGCUCUGUGAAAACUCACAUUGUCCCAAACAACAACAUAGAUGGGAUGCUCAUCCUGCUGCCCUAACAAAGCAUCUCGCAUGUGAUUGAGGAAAAUGAGGAGCUGGUGAGUGUUGUAGGGCCCCAGGUUGGCAUGAUGGUGGACAACCCCAUGAUUGCUGAUGGCAGCACAUAAUGUGACAUUGCCACCACGCUGCCCAGGAACACCAACAAUGGCCUGAUGGCCAAUCACAUUACGGCCUCUCCUUCUCCUUUUGGUGAGAUUAAACCCAGCUUCAUCCAUGUAGAUGUAUUGAUGGGGUCUUUCCAUUGCAUCCAGUUGAAAAACCCUCUGUAGAAAUAGAUAUAGUUUUGUAAGUGAUACGGAAAAAGUGAUUUAGGCCACUACAGUAAAUCACUACUUAGAGUAAUCAACAUUGAAUGUGUCUGGAUAUAUGCCAACCUGUACACACUGGAAUCUUUGCUCUUUGACUCUGUCUGAGUUGCGAUCAAAGGGCACUCUGUAUAGCUGUUUCAUGCGCAGUCUGUUGCGCUUGAGGACACGAUCAACAGUAGAGAGGCUGACACUGUUGUCAGUAAAAUGUAAAUGGUCCUCAAUGAUCUUCUGCUGAUUUUCGCUCAGUUUAAUGGCAUUGUUCUCACGGACCAUAUCAACAAUUAGGGUCUCUUGGUGUGGGGAGAACAUACCUGUCCUCCCACCCCCAUGUGGCAGUCUUUCAAUUCUACAAAAAGAGAACAUGGAGUUACAAAAAAUAUACAUGGAAUACUAGGCCUACAAACAGUUAGACCAACCCUCCAUUACAAUACUACAGUACAUUGGUACAGUGAUGUACUGAAACAUAUAUUUACUUACAGUAUACUGUGGUACAGUAUAUAGUAUGUCAUUCAGUAAUUGCUGUCAACAUUUACAUACUGUACUAUAAUGUCAAAAAAAGGUUACCUGUUCUCUUCUCUAAAUCUUCGGAUUAUGGUGGACACAGUGAAUCUACUGAUGUUUGGUUGUACCCUUUGUCCAGCCUCCCUCAUGCUCAUACCAUGGACAAGAACAUGGUCAAUCACAGUAGCUCUGAUUUCAUCAGAUAUUACUGUUCUUUGUCUUCGCUGACCACCUCGACCACCUCGACCUCCUCUCACACGAACUCUUCCUCUCAGAUUUCUAUCUAUUGUAGGGCCUCACAAACCAGUGCUCUCUGAACUGGCUUACUGUAUAUGUUCCCUCACAUCAUUAGCCACAAGUGUGAUCAAUUUUGAGUUGUUGUGUUCAAGUGGUGACACCUGUGCUCUAAUUGUGUUUGACUUUUGUCACCUGUGCUCACCCUUAUGCAGCACGGGUGCAUCACAAUGAAAAUGUGUUGGCAAGUUAUGUCUAAACAGGUGAAAAGUGCUUAUGGUUUUGCCAAAAGAGUGAUUGAUUCAAUCAGUGGGUUCAGGCAACUGAGCAUUUGGUUCAGACAAUAGGGUUUAGUGUUUUAGCAAUUGAGAAAAACUGUAAAGGCCCGCACAGACUGUACGAUUUAUUCCGUUUUAUGCCACGAUUUGGACACACCUACUCAUUCAAGCGUUUUUCUUAAUUUUUUACGAUUUUCUACAUUGUAGAAUAAUAGUGAAGACAUCAAAACUAUGAAAUAACACAUAUGGAAUCAUGUAGAAACCAAAAAAGUGUUGAACAAAUCAAAAUAUAUUUUAUAUUUGAGAUUCUUCAAAGUAGCCACCCUUUGCCUUGAUGACAGCUUUGCACACUCUUUGCAUUUUCUAAACCAACUUCAUGAAGAAUGCUUUUCCAACAGUCUUGAAGGAGUUCCCACAUAUGCUGAGCACUUGUUGGCUGCUUUUCCUUCACUCUGCGGUCCAACUCAUCCCAAAUCAUCUCAAUUGGGUUGAGGUCGGGUGAUUGUGGAUGCAAGGUCAUCUGAUGCAACACUCCACUCCACUCUCCUUCUUGGUCAAAUAGCCCUUACACAGCCUGCAGGUGUGUUUUGAGUCAUUGUCCUAUUGAAAAACAAAUGAUAGUCCCACAAGCCCAAAUCAGAUGGGAUGGCGAAUCGCUGCAGAAUGCUGUGGUAGCCAUGCUGGUUAAGUGUGCCUUAAAUUCUAAAUAAAUCACAGACAUUGUCACCAGCAAAACACCCCCACUCCAUCACACCUCCUCCUCCAUGCUUCACGGUGGGAACCACACAUGUGGAGAUCAUCCGUUCACCUACUCUGCGUCUCACAACAACACGGUGGUUGGAACCAAAAAUCUCAAAUUUGGACUCAUCAGACCAAAAGACACAUUUCCAUCGGUCUAAUGUCCAUUGCUCGUGUUUCUUGGCCCAAGCAAGUCUCUUCUUCUUAUUGGUGUCCUUUAGUAGUGGUUUCUUUGCAGCAAAUCGACCAUGAAGGCCUGAUUCACGCAAUCUCUUCUGAACAGUUGAUGUUGAGAUGUGUCUGUUACUUGAACUCUGUGAAGCAUUUAUUUGGGCUGCAAUCUGAGGUGCAGUUAACUGUAAUGAAUUUAUCCUCUGCAGCAGAGGUAACUCUGGGUCUUCCUUUCCUGUGGCGGUCCUCAUGACAGCCUGAUUCAUCAUUGCGCUUGAUGGUUUUUGGGACUGCACUUGAAGAAACUUUAAAAGUUCUAGAAAUUUUCCGUAUUGACCUUCAUUUCUUGAAGUAAUGAUGGACUGUCGUUUUUCUUUGCUUAUUUCAAAUAUAAAUAAAAUAAAAUGUAUUGGUCACAUACACAUGGUUAGCAGAUGUUAUUGCGAGUGUAGCAAAAUGUUUGUGUUUCUAGUUCCGACAGCGCAGCAAUAUCUAGCAAGUAAUAUCUAACAGUUCCACAACAAAUACCUAAUACACACAAAUCUAAGUAAAGGAAUGGAAUAAGAUUAUAUAAAUAUAUGGAUUGGACCAAGAAGGAGAGUGAUGGAGUGCUGUAUCAGAUGACCUGGCCUCCACAAUCCCCCGACCUCAACCCAAUUGAGAUGGUUUUGGGAUGAGUCGGACAGCAGAGUGAAGGAAAAGCAGCCAACAAGUGCUCAGCAUAUGUGGGAACUCCUUCAAGACUGUUGGAAAAGCAUUCCUCAUGAAGCUGGUUGAGAUAAUGCCAAGAAUGUGCAAAGCUGUCAUCAAGGCAAAGGGUGGCUAUUUGAAUAAGUUUAACACUUUUUUGCUUACUAUAUGAUUCCAUAUAUGUUAUAUGUCAUAGUUUUGGUGUCUUCACUAUUAUUCUACAAUGUAGAAAAUAGUAAAAAUAAAGAAAAACCCUGGAAUGAGUAGGUGUGUCCAAACCUUUGACUGGUACUGUAUAUGUUGUUGACAAAAUCUUAGGUCGUAAACGAUUGUCAGACAUCUUGGCUCGUUCAGUGGGACGGUCUAGGUCUGCCGAUUUAAAUACCACUACGUGCGGUCGUAGGCUUCGAAAACGUUCUGACAGUGUCAGAAAUGUUGAGCUUUUAUCAUGUAGUGUGGCUGGUGUUACGAGCCGAUCCCGUUGACUGACCAAUAGGAACACAACUGGCACUGAGUAUACACACAAUAAUACGAUAAUUGUGACUAGUCAGAUUAAUAUAAUAGUUUGAUUUAAACGAUUACAUGCUUUGCAGGAAGAACGAUUUCCAUAAUAAUCUUGUUUACAUGACAAAUCUGAAAUCAGGCUACCUCAAAAUAAACGUUCUACCACAUCGACCAUGUUAUUUUUGGGAAGCCUAUUUGAUUCUGAGUUUUUUCUGAACUCACUUCACUCUUGCAUAAGCAUAGAGGGAGGCUUGUGCUUCUGUUGGUGGCAUAUGUGCAGACCAAAUACACCGCUGCAGUUGACCUAGCCUAUGUUGGCUGACGUAGCCUCACAAGACAAUCACAGAAUGUGACUACAAAACUGAAGCAAAUCACACAAUCUGGCAAGGUUGAUAUUAAGAUUUUAAUUUGGUAACAUCACACAAUGUGACAUGUAUUAAUCGUAAAAUAAUGAAUCCGACGUACAGUGUGGGAAGGGCUUUAGUCACUGUGGUUAAUGGUUUGUCCUGCUGUUCCUACAGCCCAGUAUGCCUCACUGAGGUUGAUCCCAUCAUUAUUCACACUUUAUUCACUCUCUUCUCAUCUUAUUGUGUAUUACACAAUAUUACAACAGUUUUUUGCAGGAAAAUACAAUCCACAGCCUGAGGGUCAGUCUAGUUCACAUUCAUGCCUCCAGUGUUCUUCAAUUCAAGCUCAUUCUGUCUUAUCAGCAGUAAGUAUUUAGCCUUCCACUUAUCCACAGAUCCUCUGGUCCUCUUGACUCACAGGCCUCUUGUGAAACCAGUUGUCUUCAUCUCAUAUGUGGUAAUAACCCCCUGUACGUUACUACGUUCCAUUGAUGGGGCUAAGGCAGGUUGAGGAAUAGGAAGUGGACAGGGUCUCUGACAGUGACCUGUGGGGACUUCAUUGUUCCCAGUGUUGUCUACAUUGUUACCAAUUCCCGCAAUUCAACUCACAUUGUAUUUAUUUACAGCGUUAGGCAUUUCCUAAUAAACUCUUGGGUUGGGAGGGAUGAUGAACGUAACUGUUUUGCCCCACGCUAGGUGUUUCCUUCAUUUACAGCUGGCUUUGUUUCAGGAGCUAGCAGCGGUGUCAGCACUAGCAACAGGUCUAACAGCUGUUUUAAUGAAUGGCUCAGGGAGAGCCACAGGAGAGUGGAGACUAUGAUAUGUAUCAGAAUACUUUAGAGGAGAUUACUGUACGUUUGCCUUACUGUGUUGUUGGGAUAGAGAUGAUUUCAGUCACAAUACAUAGGAUAGGACACACAAAUGAAUCAAAAGGACAUGAGCUGAUAUCCACAGUGUUUUAUUGCCAUAUCAUUGCUUUAUGUGUUACACAAACCAGACUGUUUUCCUGUUAGUGUGAACUUUGGCUUUUUACAUAGCAAACACCUAGAUGGCAACUUGCCAUUCAUAACACUCCCACACUGUCGUCUGUCACAGUCACAAGUCAAAUCCUCUAGAGCUGUCAUCGAGAUGAGAAGAUCUUCGCCGAUGGUGGGAUUUAUACAGCUGUGGUUAUCUUUACCAUCAUCUUUUACAGGCGUGAUAAAGAUAAACUAUAACAAUGCUCUCUAUAUCUCUCCCCUGGUUAAUGAACUGGACACAGUGCUUUAUGUCUCAUAUUUGCACUCUCUAUUGCCUCAUAUAGAUAGAUAAUAUGCUGUAGAUAGGAUAUACUUAUAGCCAGAUACAGAUACAGGAUUUGUGUAUUAUAUUGGCUUGUUGCAUACAAUAUACAUCAUAUUAAUGUAGACUCACAUAUUCAAGGUGUUUUACAUAGACUACUUUAGAUACACGUGUUUAGUUUAUUAUCCUGAAAGAUGCUUGCCUGAUGACUCAAACUGAAUUAUUCCGCUACUGUCACUACAUAAUUCAGUCUGAGACUGCAAUCAUUGAAGUCGUUUAUGGUGAGGUCAAAAGGAGGGGUGUUGUACAAAAUAAAGUCAUCAGCGACUGGAUCAUCUCUAACCAAUCAGAGUAUCAAAGGCAAUGACACAUUUUAAAAACGUUGCUUUACCCACGUGUUCUGGCUCUGGCUCAACCCAUCGGUUUCUGGGACCAAUCAGACGGUCUAAAACGUAUUUUCAUUCUAGAAAUUGUCGAGGUGGUACUCAGAUCAAGACUCAUACUCAGAUCGAGACUCAUUGCGUAGAAAAAACAAACGUCCGUGUUCGUGGUGUAGCAUUUGGCCAGAGCAAGGGUAGCAAAGCAAGUAAGGUGCCAUGGGUUACUGGAAAUUAGCAUCUGGAAAAUGACUGUCCAAAAUGGCCGCCCUGAAGUCUUAUUAGACAUCGAUUGCAAUUACUGUGUCCAGUGAAAGGGCCAGAUAGCAUCAAUUGGGUGCAUUUGUGCUGGCCUUAACUGCUUGCCAGCAUUGUGUUUUCACACUGGGCCAUAACAACAUUCCCUAUGCAUGUUUGGUAAAAGAGCAGAAAACAAGACAACUACAAUACAGCAUUCAUGUUGUUGACCUGUUGUGGGUACUUGGAAAUAUUCAAACAUUUUGUCUGAGUUCUUUCCAUUAGACCUGAAAGGACCAGGGUCUUUUGAGUUAGAAGCGCAAUAUGAAUGUCAUAGUGAUGAUAUCGCCCUCAUGGAAAUAGAAACGGUGUGGUUAGUAACAUUAUAAACAGCUUGCCAAAUCUUCACAUAGAUGCCAUCUACAGGUAACUGCCAAAAUAAACGAAACACUUUCAAUAUAUUUUAAGCAGGUUCUUCCACACAGGUGUGGUUCCUGAGUUAAUAAAGCAAUUAAAACAUUCCAUCAUGCUUAGGGUCAUGUAUAAAAAGGCCCAGUUGACCAUUAUUUUGGCUACAAUGGCUAGAAGAAGAGUUCUCAGUGACUUUGAAAGAGGGGUCUCAAAGGGUUAUAGGGGGUUUAAAGUGUGUGUGUGUGUGUGUGUGUGUGUGUUCAAAUCAAAUGUUAUAUGUCACAUGAUUCAUAAACAACAGGCAUAGACUAACAGUGAAAUGCUUAUUUACGGGCCCUUCCCAACAAUGCAGAAUAAGAAAUAUAUUUUAAAAAUAAUAACUCGAAGAAUAAAUACAAAAUGAAUAACGAUAACUUGGCUAUAUACACAAGGUACCAAUACCGAGUCGAUGUGCAGGAGUAAGAAGUAAUUGAAGGAGAGACAAUGCAUUCGGAAAAGGAUUCAGACCCCUUGACUUUUUCCACGUUUUGAUACGUUACAGUCUUAUUCAAAAAUUGACUAAACUACACACAAUACCCCAUAAUGACAAAGUGAAAACAGGGUUUAUUUUUUUGUGCAAAUGUAUUACAAAUAAAAAACAGAAAAACCUUAUUUACAUAAGUAUUCAGACACUUUGCUAUGAGACUCAAAAUUGAGCUCAGGUGUAUCCUGUUUCCAUUGAUCAUCCUUGAUAUGUUUCUACAACUUGAUUGGAGUCCACAGGUGGUAAAUUCAAUUGAUUGGACAUAAUUUGGAAAGGCACACACCUGUCUAUACAGUGGGGGAAAAAAGUAUUUAAUCAGCCACCAAUUGUGCAAGUUCUCCCACUUAAAAAGAUGAGAGAGGCCUGUAAUUUCCAUCAUAGGUACACGUCAACUAUGACAGACAAAAUGAGAAUUUCUUUCUCCAGAAAAUCUCAUUGUAGGAUUUUUUUAUGAAUUUAUUUGCAAAUUAUGGUGGAAAAUAAGUAUUUGGUCACCUACAAACAAGCAAGAUUUCUGGCUCUCACAGACCUGUAACUUCUUCUUUAAGAGGCUCCUCUGUCCUCCACACUUACCUGUAUUAAUGGCACCUGUUUGAACUUGUUAUCAGUAUAAAAAACACCUGUCCACAACCUCAAACAGUCACACUCCAAACUCCACUAUGGCCAAGACCAAAGAGCUGUCAAAGGACACCAGAAACAAAAUUGUAGACCUGCACCAGGCUGGGAAGACUGAAUCUGCAAUAUGUAAGCAGCUUGGUUUGAAGAAAUCAACUGUGGGAGCAAUUAUUAGGAAAUGGAAGACAUACAAGACCACUGAUAAUCUCCCUCGAUCUGGGGCUCCACGCAAGAUCUCACCCCGUGGGGUCAAAAUGAUCACAAGAACGGUGAGCAAAAAUCCCAGAACCACACGGGGGGACCUAGUGAAUGACCUGCAGAGAGCUGGGACCAAAGUAACAAAGCCUACCAUCAGUAACACACUACGCCGCCAGGGACUCAAAUCCUGCAGUGCCAGACGUGUCCCCCUGCUUAAGCCAGUACAUGUCCAGGCCCGUCUGAAGUUUGCUAGAGUGCAUUUGGAUGAUCCAGAAGAGGAUUGGGAGAAUGUCAUAUGGUCAGAUGAAACCAAAAUAGAACUUUUUGGUAAAAACUCAACUCGUCGUGUUUGGAGGACAAAGAAUGCUGAGUUGCAUCCAAAGAACACCAUACCUACUGUGAAGCAUGGGGGUGGAAACAUCAUGCUUUGGGGCUGUUUUUCUGCAAAGGGACCAGGACGACUGAUCCGUGUAAAGGAAAGAAUGAAUGGGGCCAUGUAUCGUGAGAUUUUGAGUGAAAACCUCCUUCCAUCAGCAAGGGCAUUGAAGAUGAAACGUGGCUGGGUCUUUCUCCUUCGUUGCCCGGGCAACGAAGGAGUGGCUUCGUAAGAAGCAUUUCAACGUCCUGGAGUGGCCUAGCCAGUCUGCAGAUCUCAACCCCAUAGAAAAUCUUUGGAGGGAGUUGAAAGUCCGUGUUGCCCAGCGACAGCCCCAAAACAUCACUGCUCUAGAGGAGAUCUGCAUGGAGGAAUGGGCCAAAAUACCAGCAACAGUGUGUGAAAACCUUGUGAAGACUUACAGAAAACGUUUGACCUGUGUCAUUGCCAACAAAGGGUAUAUAACAAAGUAUUGAGAAACUUUUGUUAUUGACCAAAUACUUAUUUUCCACCAUAAUUUGCAAAUAAAUUCAUUAAAAAUCCUACAAUGUGAUUUUCUGGAUUUUUUUUCCUCAUUUUGUCUGUCAUAGUUGACGUGUACCUAUGAUGAAAAUUACAGGCCUCUCUCAUCUUUUUAAGUGGGAGAACUUGCACAAUUGGUGGCUGACUAAAUACUUUUUUCCCCCACUGUAUAAGGUCCCACAGUUGACAUUGUAUAUCAGAGCAAAAACCAAGCCAUGAGGUCAAAGGAAUUGUCCAUAGAGCUCCAAGACAGGAUUGUGUCAAGGCACAGUUGUGGGGAAGGGUACCAAAAAAUGUCUGCAGCAUUGAAGGUCCCCAAGAACACAGUGCCCUCCAUCAUUCUUAAAUGGAAGAAUUUUGGAACCACCAAGACUCGUCCUAGAGCUGGCCGCCCGGCCAAACUGAGCAAUCGGGGGUGAAGGGCCUUAGUCAGGGAGGUGACCAAGAACCCGAUGGACACUCUGACAGAGCUCCAGAGUUCCUCUGUGGAGAUGGCAGAACCUUCCAGAAGGACAACCAUCUCUGCAGCACUCCACCAAUCAGGCCUUUAUGUUAGAGUGGCCAGACGGAAGCCACUCCUCAAUAAAAGGAACAUGACAGCCAUCUUGGAGUUUGCCAAAAGGCACCUAAAGGACUCUCAGACCAUGAGAAACAAGAUUCUCUAGUCUGAUGAAACCAAGAUUUAACUCUUUGGCCUGAAUGCUAAGCUUCACAUCUGGAGGAAACCUGGCACCAUCCCUGCGGUGAAGCAUGGUAGUGGCAGCAUCAUGCUGUGGGGAUGCUUUUCAGCGGCAGGGACUGGGAGACUAGUCAGGAUCGAGGGAAAGAUGAACGGCGCAAAGUACGGAGAGAUCCUUGAUGAAAACCUGCUCCAGAACACUCAGAACCUCAGAUUGGGGUGAAGGUUAAUCUUCCAAAAGGACAACGACCCUAAGCACACAGCCAAGACAACACAGGAGUGGCUUCGGGACAAGCCUCUGAAUGUCCUUGAGUGGCCCAGCCAGAGCCUGGACUUGAACCCGAUCUAACAUCUCUGGAGAGACCUGAAAAAAGCUGUGCAGCGACACUCCCCAUCCAACCUGACAGAACUUGAAAGGAUCUGCAGAGAAGAAUGGGUGAAUCUCUCCAAAUAGUGGUCUUAUUGGUAGGGUACUUGUUGGUUCCAGACUUUGUGCAUCGGUAACGCUUUCCGUGGCUAGAGUCUGACCAUUUUUAGGGCCUUCCUCUACCACUGCCUAGUAUAGAGAUCCUUGAUGGCAGGGAGCUCGGCCCCAGUGAUGUACUGGGCCAUACACACUACCCUCUGUAGCGCCUUGCAGUCAGGUGCCAAGCAGUUGCCGUACCAAGCGGUGGUGCAGCCAGUCAAUAUGCUCUCAGUGAUGCAGCUGUAGAACGUUUUGAGGAUCUGAGGGCCCAUGCCAAAUCUGUUCAGCCUCCUGAGGGGGAAAGAGCAUUGUCGUGCCUUCUCCACGACUGUGUUGGUGUGUGUGGACCAUGUUAAUUCCUUAGUGAGGUGGACACUGAGGAACUUGAAGCUCUCGACCCGCUCCACUACAGCCUUGUAAAUUUGGAUGGGGGCGUGUUCGGCCCUCCGUUUCCUGUAGUCCACGAACAGUUCCUUUCCUUUGUCUUGCUGACGUUGAGGGCCUGUAUAUGUGCUUUCUUGAGCAGGGGGACCUUGCGGGCACUGCAGGAUUUCAGUCCUUCACGGCGUAGUGUGUUACCAAUUGUUUUCUUGGUGACUAUGGUCCCAGCUGCCUUGAGAUCAUUGACAAGAUCCUCCCAUGUAGUUCUGGGCUGAUUCCUCACCGUUCUCAUGAUCAUUGCAACUCCAUGAGGUGAGAUCUUGCAUGGAGCCCCAGGCCGAGGGAGAUUGACAGUUCUUUUGUGUUUCUUCCAUUUGCGAAUAAUCACACCAACUGUUGUCACCUUCUCACCAAGCUGCUUGGCGAUGGUCUUGUAGCCCAUUCCAGCCUUGUGUAGGUCUACAAUCUUGUCCGUGACAUCCUUGGAGAGCUCUUUGGUCUUGGCCAUGGUGGAGAAUUUGGAUUCUGAUUGAUUGAUUGCUUCUGUGGACAGGUGUCUUUUAUAAAAGUAACAAGCUGAGAUUAGGAGCACUCCCUUUAAGAGUGUGCUCCUAAUCUCAGCUCGUUACCUGUAUAAAAGACACCUGGGAGCCAGAAAUCUUUCUGAUUGAGAGGGGGUCAAAUACUUAUUUCCCUCAUUCAAAUGCUAAUCAAUUUAUAACAUUUUUGACAUGCGUUUUUCUGUAUUUUUUUUGUUGUUAUUCUGUCUCUCACUUUUUAAAUAAACCUACCAUUAAAAUUAUAGACUGAUCAUUUCUUUGUCAGUGGGCAAACGUACAAAAUCAGCAGGGGAUCAAAUACUUUUUUCCCUCACUGUAUAUGCUUCACAGAGUUCAAUUAAGAGACACAUCUCAACAUCAACUGUUCAGAGGAGACUGUGUGAAUCAAGCCUUCAUGGUCGAUGACCUGGACUCCACAAUCCCUCGGCCUUAACCAAAUUGAAAUGGUUUGGGAUUAGUCGGACUGCAGAGUGAAGGAAAAGCAGCCAACAAGUGCUCAGCAUAUGUGGGAACUCCUUCAAGACUGUUGGAAAAGCAUUCCAGGUGAAAAUAGUAAAAAUAAAGAAAAACCCUUGAAUGAGUUGAUGUUUUAAAACUUUUGACUGGUAGUGUAUAUAUGAGAGAUAUAAGAAAGAUCAGGAAUUUGUACUUUUUUAAAAACGUGUUUAACUCCUUAUUUUUGCCACUUAACAGUCUCCAUAUAUACUUCCAUUAAUUUUUUCAACUGGUACCGGGUGACCUUCAGACGAGUCUUGUGAGGCCCGCAUGCAUCCUAAAGCGAAACAACUUACAUGUACUAGUUUGUGAGAGUCUCUCCUUUCAACAUAUUAGUGUGUAGCCCAAACUUUUCGGAUGCUGCAGACAGAAGUUGGCAGAUCGGCUGUACCGACUUCAGACGAGUCCCAAGAUGAUUGUGUUGUAAAGCAAAAUGGAGAACUCCAGUGUGUUUGUGAGAAUCUCAUCUUUUCAUAGAGGGUUCAUAAUAGUUUGGAUGCUGCAGACGAUUUAAUGAGAAGAUCUCUAGCUUUAAAUGACAGAUUUUUAUGGGGAUUGUUUUAUAAUGCUAAUUAGAUUUCCACAGGGGCGGGCAUUGACUCUAGGGGGUUAUGGUCAGAUUUUCCAAAGGGAGGACUAGGAAGAGCCUUGUAUGCGUUUCUGUGUGUGGAGUGAAUGUGAUCUAGUUUUGUUGCCUCUAGAUGCACAGGUGACGUGCUGGUAAAAAUGAGGUAAAACGAAUUUAAGUUUCCCUGCAUUAAAAUCGCCACGAGAAGUGCCGCCUCUUGAUGUGCAUUUUCUUGUUUGCUUAUGGCCCUAUACAACUCAUUGAGUGUGGUCUUAGUUCCAGCAUCGGUUUGUGGUGAGAAAUAGACAGCUAAGAAGAAUAUAAAUGAAAACUCUGUAAAUAGUAUGGUCUGCAGCUUAUCAUGAGGUAUUCUAACUCAGGCAAGCAAAAACUUGGGUCUUCCUUAACAUUAGAGAUUGCACACCAGCUGUUGUUAACAAAGAGACACACCCCUCCCCCUCUCAAUUUUCCAGAAGUUGCAGUCUGAUCUUGACGAUGCAUGGAAAAGCCCGGGGGUUGUAUAUUGUCCAUGUCCUUGUUCAGCCACGACUCUAAGAAACAUAUUGAAGUUCUUCAGGUCAUGUUGAUAGGAUAAUCUCGAAGGGAGCUCAUCCAGUUGGUCUCGAGUUAUUGUACGUUUGCCAACAAAACAGAGGGCAAUGGCAGUCUAAAUGCUCACCGACAUAGUCUAGUCAUAACACGGCCUCUCUUUUGCCGCCGCUUCCUCUUUCGAGUCCCUGGGAUCAGGUCCUGGUCCGGGGUAAGCAUAACAUCCAUUGCUGCCGACUCGUUGAAGUUGACAUCAUCAUCCAAAUCGAGGUUGGUGAUCGCGUUCUGAUGUCCAGAAGCUGUUUUUGGUCAUAGGAAAUUAUGCCGGAAACAUUAUAUAUAAAAAAACACACAAAAUAGCAGAAUUGGUCAGGAGCCAGUAAGACGGCAGCUAUCCACUGCAGCACCAACUUUUCCUGUGUGUGUCUCAGUCACCAGAUCUCAACCCAAUUGAACACUAAUGGGAGAUUCUGGAGCGGUGCCUGAGUUAGCGAUGUCCACCACCAUCAACAAAUCACCAAAGUAUGGAAUUUCUUGUGGAAGAAUGGUGUCGAAUCCCUCCAAUAGAGUUCCAGACACUUGUAGAAUCUAUGCCAAGGCACAUUGAAGCUGUUCUGGCGGCUCUUGGUGACCCAACGCCCUAAUAAGACACUUUAUGUUGGUGUUUCCUUUAUUUUGGCAGUUACCUGUAGAUUCCAUCUAACAAUAAGUCAAAGCUGUUUGGCCCUUCACAUUUGACACUAGAGCUGUAAUAAAUCUACAUGAACAUCAAUGUAGAAUUUCCUGUCAUGCUUAUAGUGCCUUCAGAAAGUAUUCAUACCCCUUGACUUAUUCCACAUUCUUUUUAUUUUUUUAUUUUUUUGAAAUACAGAAAUAUCUCAUUUACAAACAAAUUCACACCCCUUUGCUACGACACUCCACAUUGAGCUCAUGUGAAUCCAAUUCCCUUUGCUCACCCUUGAGAUGUCACUACAACUUCAUUGGAGUCCACCUGUGGCCAAAAAAUUGUUUGGACAUGAUUUAGAAAGAAACACACCUGUCCAUAUCAGGUCCCACAGUUGACGGUGCAAGUCAGUGCAGAAACUAUACCACGAGGAACUGUCCGUAGAACUCCGAAAUAGAAUAGGGUAUAAAACUAUUUCUAGAGUGUUCAAUGUUUCCAAGAGCACAGUGGUCUCCAUCAUUGGGAAAUGGAAAAAAUAUGGAACUACCCAGACUCUGUCUAGAACUGGCCGUUCAACCAAACUGAGCAACCGGGCAAGAAGGACCUUGGUCAGGGAGGUGACCAAGAACACAAUUACCACUCUGAGAGAACUACAGAGUUCCUUGGCUGAGAUGGGAGAACCUGCCAGAAGGACAACAGUCUCUACAGCACUUCACCAAUCUGGGCUUUUUGGAGAGUGGCCAGACGGAACCCACUCCUGAGAAAAAGGCACAUGACAGCACGCCUGGAGUUUGCAAAAAAGCAUGUGAAAGACUGAGAGGCAAAAAUAUUCUGUGGUCUCGUGAGACAAAAAUUUUACUCUUUGGCCUGAAUGCAUAGCGCUAAGUCUGGAGAAAACCAGGCACAGCUCAUCACCCGUCUAACAUCCUCCCUACCGUGAAGUAUGGUGUUCGCAGCAUCAUGCUAUCGGGAUGCUUUUCAGUGGCAGGGACUGGGAGACCGCUAAGGAUAGAAGGAACAAUGAAUGGAACCAAAUACAGGCUAGUCCUUGAUGAGAACCUGCUUCAGAGUGCAAACGACCAACAGAACAAUGACUCCACGCAUACAGCCAAAGCUACGAAAUAAUGGCUUCAGAACAACAAUGUGAAAGUCCUUGAGUGGCCCAGCCAAAGCCCGGACUUGAAUCCCAUUGAAAAUCUGUGGAAAGACUUGAAGAUUACUGUUCACCAUCGCUCCCCAUCUAACUUAACAGAGCUUGCAAGGAAGAAUGGGAGAAAAUCCUCAAAUCCAGAUGUGCAAAGCUGAUACAGACAUACCCAAGAUGACUCAAAGAUGUAAUCGCUGCCAAAGGUGUUUUUACAAAGUAUUGACUAAGGGGUGUGAAUAUUUAUUUAAAUUAGAUAUUUCUGUAUUUCAUUUUCGAUAAAUUUGCUACUUUUUCUAAAAACAUGUUUUCAUUUAGUCAUUAUGGAAUAUUGUGUGUAGAUGGGUGAGAAAAACAUAUAUUUAAUUGAGGCUGUAACACAAGAAAAUGUGGAGUAAGUCAAGGGGUAUGAAUACUUUCUGAACGCACUGUAUGUACAGUCAGUUCAUGGUUCUGUUUCAUAUAGGCACAGCUUGAAUUCUCAUUGGCCACUGAUCUAUAAUAUGAAUAAGGCUGAAAUCCAUCUAGUCGGAAGCAAGAGAGGUAGAAGCAGAAGGGUGUGUACACACACGCACCACCCUCUUCCCCCUUCUGCCUGUGUGUCACUAAGCUCUGAAACCCUCUCUCACACAGAAUAUAAAAAAGUUGGCCAAAGUCUGUCUCAGCUCCAAUUGCUACCAGACACCCACAACAACCUCUCUCUCUCUUUAUCGCUCUCUCACACACACCCACCACCCCUCAUUCCUGGCACAGAGAAGACAGGACCACUGGAGAGACCAUACACACCUCCUCCUCCUCCAGUCACUCACCCAGCCAUCGUCAGACGCUAAGCCCAGGAUGUGGACUUUGCUCUUGGGGGUCACCUUUGGAUUACUGGCCUUCUCCAGGUCGGAACCGGCUCAAGGUGAGGGCGCUGCACCUCUCUCUGCCCAGCGGACGCCUCUUUGUCUGGUUUUUUUUCCCUCUGGUUUCAGCCUGGAAACACUCUCCUUUGUUGGUGGAUUUAAUGGCGAGACAGUAUUGUUGUUUUCCUUCUCAGCAGUUGAUGAGUAUGUAUAGUGUGUGAGUGUGUGUGUAUAUAUGUUUAUAAGGAGAGGGUACGAUAGGCUGAGGCAGUGCCAAAUGGAUGAGUAGAUGCUGGUAAAGCAACGUGCGCUAGGCUACACUAGCUUACGUCUGGCAGUCUGAGACUCAUGACAGCACAGACACAAAGGAGACAGUCGCUCGUGCUCUCUCUCACACACACACACACACACACUCAGACACACACUUACCGGAGAAUGUGUUACGGAAGAGAACGAGGAGCAGCUGCUCUUUUCUCAUGCUUUCAGGCAAUUAUCUUGGUAUUGUAUGGCCACUGUAGCCUUCAUAAAGCAUCUAUCUGCUCUUCAAUCAAUGUGAGGAUACGAAAGAGCUCUAUUCAUUGUCUGACCACAGCUUAGGGCAAUGCCAACGUGCUUUAAUGCUCAUUUUCUAACACAAAGGUUGAAAUUAAUCAACCUCUGCCUUGCUCUCUCUCUCUUUGUGUCUCAAAGGGGCAUCUUUUUGAGGAGGGGAAGUUGGUGCUGAAUCAAACAGGUCUGGGUUAGUCUCGCUCUCUUUGACUUGGCUGGGUGGGAGGAGGGGGAGGGGUGGAUGGGGGGGGGUCUCGCUGUGCCUCCUCUCUGGCUCUGUGCCAAAGCACAGCCAGCAUGCAGCUGUAAAUAUGAACGGUUUAAAGGCAAACAAGAGAGGAAAUAUAUGGUAGUUUGUGUGUGUGUGUGUUGUAUGUGUGUGUGUUUAAAGGUUUAGAAACAGAGGGGUGUGUGCUCACAUUUCCCCCAUGUGUUCCUACUGUACAUUUGUUUGCCCCAUGGUUUAAGCUUAGGGCAUGCAGUGUUGUAAGAAGCUGAUAGCUGUGUAUGUGUGUGUGUGUGUGUGUGUGUGUGUGUGUGUGUGUGUGUGUGUGUGUGUGUGUGUGUGUGUGUGUGUGUGUGUGUGUGUGUGUGUGUGCGUGUGUGCGUGUGCGCGUGUGCGUGUGCGUGUGUGCGCGCGCACGCGUUUACAGUAAUUGGGUGUCUGGCGAGUGCAGUCCUGGGGUGGUUACAGCUCGUCCUACCAUGGCCUUGUCUUUGAACCCUAAAUGUGCUGCAGUCUUUCCCCCUAAAGCACAUCAUUAACAGCAGGACUCAUGGACAUGUGUUUCGUACAGACAUCCAUGUAAACCAAGAUCCUAUUAGUGGAGGUUUUUUACAAUGGCUCUCGCAUGACUGUGGAUCCAGUCCACAUGUGGUUCUGUAAAUGUCCAAAGCAAUAGGGAGGUACCUUGACAUUUGACCUUCAGAAAAUAUUUUGGUUAAUGAGGCCUCCUAAUGUAUACACUUUUUCAAAAGAAUGUUCUGCUUUAGACACAAAACAACACCCAUGCAUAAUGUCCAUGUUAAACAAAUAUGAGCGAGGCAUUAAGAUGGCUGUUCACAUCGCUGGGUUGUUUGCUCAGGGUGACUUGGCUAUUGGCCAGCUUUACUCCACUCCUCAGAGCACGUUAGACGAGGCCUGAUUGAUCAGAUCCUGGCUACAGGUAUGCACAGGGCCAGAGCAGACUGUGUCCGUCCAGGCUGGACACACACACAUACACUCACAUCUGACCACCGAGGCCAGCCGGCCCCCAGUCUGUGUGCCUUUAUUUGCUCCACUAGUGUAACUACCCCUCCUGUACCUGUGGGUGUCACAUUUCAAGGUGAGUGGCGGUGAGGGGCCCCUGUGGACCAGCACUAGGGCCUCACAAAGAGAGCUUGUGCCCAUGCAAGCUGGGACUACCGUCACCUGCCAUCUGAUCUGCAUGGACACGUGUUUGUCCCCUGUCCUACCCUCCUCUAGCUUUCUCUACCAACCAACCACCCGUAGGCGUCACAGCCUGGCCACAACUAAAUUGAGCCAUUUCUUCUCUUCCUUAUUCAUUUGGCCUCAUCUCCCUCUUCAGUGCUUUUGGUGGCCCCUUCCCUCAGUCAGAAGCUGAUCUUCAUUUAAACUGAUCUUAAACAGGGGAGCACCUUGUAUUUCAGCCCUACUGUAUCUCCCAGAACGCUGUUAAACCUAUUAAUUUCACUGUAAAGCCUCUCUGUGAGUCUCAGGCUCCUCAGUAGCAAGGCUGUACACCCUCCCCUGCCUUCUCUUCUCUGCUCAUAUACACUGAAGUCUUUGUAGCCCAGGGAAAGCUGCUCCAAAGUCCUCUCUCUGUAAUGUAUACAGAUCCUUAAUGCAUGAGGCAAGCCCAGCCAAAUAUCCAACCAGACUACAUUUUGUAUCUGGGACCAAUACAGUGGCUGUAGUUAAGUGUAUUUUCUAUGAGAUUUCUGUGAGCUUUAACUGCAAGUCGGUAAUCAUGUAAUCACUCAAAUGUUUUCUCAAUUUGGAUGUAAGAGGUGGGUUUUGGAAGUCUUUGGAACAUUAAAGGGGUCAAAUGAACGGGUAACUGAGAUUUGAGAGGCAGACCCUCUUCAUGUCAAGCCUUCAAAAAAGCAAGAGAAGAAGAAAGGCAGAAUAAGGGAGAGUCAGAGAAAGGGGGGAAAAAGGGGAAGAGAAAAAUAAAGUCCUUCAGGUGACUUUGCUUGGGUGAGUUUUGUGUGAGGGGAUCUCAUGUUUCACCUGUACCACAAUUGGCUCUGUGAGGGCUAGCCACAACAUACAUGCUGACUGCACCGUCUUCUACUAAGGCGGGAGAUAGAGGAGAUGGAGCUUUUUUAUUGUAAACAUUUUUCUUUCUUUUAAAUAGUGCCUGAGCAUUAGUCUUUACCUCAGUGUUUAAACUGUACCAUCAGGAUUUUGAGUAAUCUGAUCCAUUUAAAAAGACAGGUGUGAGAAUGUUUUAAAUUGUACCUACUGUCCAUGGAAAUAUUUUAGUAUUUAUCUGGUAUUUCCUUAACAACUGUACAUAUACAGUACUGACAUAGUUGAUAUUUGAGAGAGAGCGAGAGAGAGAGAGAGAGAGAGAGAGAGAGAGAGAGAGAGAGAGAGAGAGAGAGAGAGAGAUGCAUCAGAUAAAUUCAGACAUAGGUGGGAAAGAGCUGUUUGGCUUUCAAGUCUGAUAAGACAGCCAGGAGAGCACAAACUGCAAAUUGACUAAUGUGUGUGGUGGUGGUGGCCAGUGUACAGUGUUUACUAGUGUGUGUGGUGUAAUUUGCUGUGUAUAAAGUGUGGGAAAAAAUUAUUGGAUCCCCUGCUGAUUUUGUACGUUUGCCCACUGACAAAGAAAUUAUCAGUCUAUAAUUUUAAUGGUAGGUUUAUUUGAACAGUGAGAGACAGAUUAACAACAAAAAAAUCCAGAAAAACGCAUGUCAAAAAUGUUAUAACUUGAUUUGCAUUUUAAUGAUGGAAAAAAGCAUUUGACCCCUUCUCAAUCAGAAAGAUAUCUGGCUCCCAGGUGUCUUUUAUACAGGUAACGAGCCCCAAGCUGUGCCCUGGACACCAUAUGUGAACUGAUUGCCCCCCAUCUAUCCUCAGAGUUCGUACUGCUUGGUGACCUAAACUGGGAUAUGCUUAACACCCCGGCCAACCUACAAUCUAAACUAGAUGCCCUCAAUCUCACACAAAUUAUCAACAAACCUACCAGGUACAACCCUAAAUCUGUAAACAUGGGCACGCUCAUAGAUAUCAUCCUGACAAAUUUACCCUCUAAAUACACCUCCACUGUCUUCAACCAGGAUCUCAGCGAUCACUGCCUUAUUGCCUGCGUCCGUAAUGGGUCCGCGAUCAAACGACCACCCCUCAUCACUGUCAAACGCUCCCUAAAACAAUUUAGCGAGCAGGCCUUUCUAAUUGACCUGGCCCGGGUAUCCUGGAUGGAUAUUGACCUCAUUCCGUCAGUAGAGGAUGCCUGGUUGUUCUUUAAAAGUGCUUUCCUCUCAAUCUUAAAUAAGCAUGCCCCAUUCAAAAAAUUCAGAACUAAGAACAGAUAUAGCCCCUGGUUCUCCUCAGACUUGACUGCCCCUUGACCAGCACAAAAACAUCCUGUGGCGUACUGCAUUAGCAUCGAACAGCCCCAGCGAUAUGCAACUUUUUAGGGAAGUCAGGAACCAAUAUACACAAUCAGUUAGGAAAGCAAAGGCUAGCUUUUUCAAACAGAAAUUUGCAUCCUGUAGCACCAACUCCAAAAAGUUUAGGGACACUGUAAAGCCCAUGGAAAAUAAGAGCACCUCCUCCCAACUGCCCACUGCACUGAGGCUAGGAAACACUGUCACCACCGAUAAAUCUACAAUAAUCGAGAAUUUCAACAAGCAUUUUGCUACGGCUGGCCAUGCUUUCCACCUGGCUACCACUACCCCGGCCACCAGCUCUGCACCCUCCGCUGCAACUUGCCCAUGCCCCCCCCCCCCGCUUCUCCUUCACACAAAUUCAGACAGCUGAUGUUCUGAAAGAGCUAAAAAAUCUGGACCCCUACAAAUCAGCUGGGCUAGACAAUCUGGACCCUUUCUUUCUAAAAUUAGCCACCGAAAUUGUCGCAACCCCUAUUACUAGCCUGUUCAACCUGAUUGGAAAGCUGCCGCGGUCAUCCCCCUCUUCAAAGGGGGUGACACUCUAGAUCCUAACUGUUAUAGACCUAUAUCCAUCCUGCCCUGCCUUUCGAAAGUAUUUGAAAGCCAAGUUAACAAACAGAUCACCGACCAUUUCGAAUCCCACCGUACCUUCUCCGCUAUGCAAUCCGGUUUCCGAGCUGGUCAUGGGUGCACCUCAGCCACGCUCAAGGUCCUAAACGAUAUUAUAAACGCGAUCGAUAAAAGACAGUACUGCGCAGCCGUUUUCAUCGACCUGGCCAAGGCUUUCGACUCUGUCAACCACCGCAUUCUUAUUGGCAGACUAAAUAGUCUUGGUUUCUCUAAUGACUGCCUCGCCUGGUUCACCAACUACUUCUCAGAUAGAGUUCAAUGUGUCAAAUCUGAGGGCCUGUUGUCUGGACCUCUGGCCAUCUCUAUGGGCGUGCCACAGGGUUCAAUUCUCGGGCCGACUCUAUUCUCUGUGUAUAUCAAUGAUGUCGCUCUUGCUGCUGGUGACGCUCGGAUCCACCUCUAUGCGGCGACACCAUUUUGUAUACAUUUGGCCCUUCAUUGGACACUGUGUUAACAAACCUCCAAACGAGCUUCAAUGCCAUACAACACUCCUUCCACAGCCUCCAACUGCUCUUAAACACUAGUAAAACUAAAUGCAUGCUCUUCAACCGAACUCUGCUUGCACCCGCCCACCCGACUAGAAUCACUACUCUCGGCGGGUCUGACCUAGAGUAUGUGGACAACUACAAAUACCUAGGUGUCUGGUUAGACUGUAAUCUCUCCUUCCAGACUCACAUUAAGUAUCUCCAAUCAAAAGUUAGAUCUAGAAUCGGCUUCCUAUUUCGCAACAAAGCCUCCUCCACUCAUGCUGCCAAACAUGCCCUCGUAAAACUGACUAUCCUACUGAUCCUUGACUUCGGCGAUGUCAUUUACAAAAUAGCCUCCAACACCCUACUCAGCAAAUGGGAUGUAGUCUAUCACAGUGCCAUCCGUUUUGUCACCAAAGCCCCAUAUACUACCCACCAUUGUGACCUGUACGCUCUUGUUGGCUGGCCCUCACUACAUAUUAGUCGCCAAACCCACUGGCUCCAGGUCAUCUAUAAAUCACUGCUAGGCAUAUCCCUGUCUUAUCUUAGCUCACUGGUCACCAUAGCAAAACGCACCCGUAGUCUGCGCUCCAGCAGGUAUAUCUCACUGGUCAUCCCCAAAGCCAACACCUCCUUUGGCCGCCAUUCCUUCCAGUUCUCUGCUGCCAAUGACUGGAACGAACUGCAAAAAUCUCUGAAGCUGGAGACUCUUAUCUCCCUCACUAUCUUUAAGCGUCAGUUGUCAGAGCAGCUUACCGAUCACUGCACCUGUACACAGCCUUUCUGAAAUUAGCCCACCCAACUACCUCAUCCCCAUAUUGUUAUUUAUUUUGCUAAUUUGCACCCCAGUAUCUCUAUUUGCACAUCAUCUUUUGCACAUCUAUCAUUCCAGUAUUAUACGAAAUUGUAACUAUUUUGCACUAUGGCCUAUUUAUUGCCUUACCUCCAUAACUUACUACAUUCGCACACACUGUAUAUAUAUUUUCUGUUGUAUUUUUGACUUUAUGUUUUGUUUACCCCAUAUGUAACUCGGUGUUGUUGUUUUUAUCGCACUGCUUUGCUUUAUCUUGGCCAAGAUGCAAUGAUCAUGAGAACAGUGAGGAAUCAGCCCAGAACUACACAGGAGUAUCUUGUCAAUGAUCUCAAGGCAGCUGGGACCAUAGUCACUAAGAAAACAAUUGGUAACACACUACGCUGUGAAGGACUGAAAUCCUGCAGCGCCCGCAAGAUCCCCCUGCUCAAGAAAGCACAUAUACAGGCCCGUCUGAAGUUUGCCAAUGAACAUCUGAAUGAUUCAGAGGAGAACUGGGUGAAAGUGUUGUGGUCAGAUAAGACCAAAAUGGAGCUCUUUGGCAUCAACUCAACUCGCCGUGUUUGGAGGAGGAGGAAUGCUGCCUAUGACCCCAAGAACACCAUCCCCACCAUCAAACAUGGAGGUGGAAACAUUAUGCUUUGGGGGUGUUUUUCUGCUAAGGGGACAGGACAACUUCACCGCAUCAAAGGGACGAUGGACGGGGCCAUGUACCGUCAAAUCUUGGGUGAGAACCUCCUUCCCUCAGCCAGGGCAUUGAAAAUGGUUCGUGGAUGGGUAUUCCAGCAUGACAAUGACCCAAAACACACGGCCAAGGCAACAAAGGAGUGGUUCAAGAAGAAGCACAUUAAGGUCCUGGAGUGGCGUAGCCAGUCUCCAGACCUUAAUCCCAUAGAAAAUCUGUGGAGGGAGCUGAAGGUUUGAGUUGCCAAACGUCAGCCUCGAAACCUUAAUGACUUGGAGAAGAUCUGCAAAGAGGAGUGGGACAAAAUCCCUCCUGAGAUGUGUGCAAACCUGGUGGCCAACUACAAGAAAGGUCUGACCUCUGUGAUUGCCAACAAGGGUUUUGCCACCAAGUACUAAGUCAUGUUUUGCAGAGGGGUCAAAUACUUAUUUCCCUCAUAAAAAUUCAAAUCAAUUUAUAACAUUUUUGACAUGCGUUUUUCUGGAUUUUUUUGUUGUUAUUCUGUCUCUCACUGUUCAAAUAAACCUACCAUUACAAUUAUAGUCUGAUUAAAGAGCAGCAGUAAAAUAAAAUAACAGUAGGCAGGUUGUGGUCCUCUGUACCUCAAUUGGUAGAGCAUGGCGCUUGUAACGCCAGGGUAGUGGGUUCGAUCCCCGGGACCACCCAUACGUAAAAAUGUGUGCACUCAUGACUGUAAGUCGCUUUGGAUAAAAGCGUCUGCUAAAUGGCAUAUUAUUAUUGUUAUUAGUAUGUCUUUGUCAGUGGGCAAACGUACAAAAUCAGCAGGGGAUCUAAUACUUAAUUCCCUCACUGUAGCUACAGGAGAGAGAGGAGCCUAUCUCUUCCAAUCAGAGCAGCUGGAGGUUCUGGCAUGCGCUGUGUAAAACCUCCCUUUUCUCCCAACUAGCAGCCUCUGUAUAUCCAGACCCUCCCUGGACUCUGGCCCUUUCAACUCCAUUAACUGACAAUGGCAGCUUUUCUAGUGUCACUGCCUGGAAUAGCAGGAUCUUGGAGUGACAAAGCAGCUCAUGGCCACUCUCCCUGCAUGCUAAUGGUAACACCUCUGAAUCAUGGGUUCCCUCUCUUUUCAGCUGUCCAAACGCUGUGUUCACUUUGAUCCACUCUGGGCAGGUCUGUGAGGCCAGGGGUUGUUUUUCUCUAGUUUAGGGACAUUGUGGUGUGUGUGUGUAUGUUUGUGUGUGUGGGGAGGGGUUUGUGGUUGUGUGUGUGUGUGUGUGCGUGGUGUGUGUGCAUGUGUCUAAAGUAACUUCCUGUUCAACUUCCUGCCUCUGCUAGGAAUCUAGUGUACACCAAAGGGCUGGGCCAGGCAGUUAAACUGGUGACCUAAAUGUUGGUUUAUUUUCUAAAUGUGAUAUGUCAUCAGUUAACGUACCGGGUUGAUGUGGGAACUGCUUUGAGUGCGUUCACUCUCCACAACUCUGUGCUGUGGGUGGCAAAGCAAACUGCAGUCAGACAGUUAGAAGGUCUAAGCUAACUAUUAUACGCCCAGCCUUCCACCCCGACCAACCACCCUACUUUAGUUUUUGCCUUAAGGAACCAUCUGUCUCAUGUAACCAUACUAAACGUAUCAAAGACUCCAGCCAACCUAGUCAUAGACUGUUCUCUCUGCUACCGCACGGCAUGUGGUACCGGAGCGCCAAGUCUAGGUCCAAAAGGCUUCUUAACAGCUUCUACCCCCAAGCCAUAAGACUCCUGAACAGCUAAUCAUGGCUACCUGGACUAUUUGCAUUGCCCCCCCACCCCAACCCCCUCUUUUACGCUGCUGCUACUCUGUUUAUUAUUUAUGCAUAGUGACUUUAACUCUACCCACAUGUACAUAUUACCUCAAUUACCUCGACUAACCGGUGCCCCCGCACAUUGACUCUGUACCAGUACCCCCUGUAUAUAACAAUAAUAAUAAUAUAUGCCAUUUAGCAGACACUUUUAUCCAAAGCGACUUACAGUCAUGUGUGCAUACAUUUUUACGUAUGGGUGGUCCUGGGGAUUGAACCCACUACCCUGGCAUUACAAGUGCCAUGCUCUACCAAUUGAGCUACAGAGGACCACAACCUCCCUACUGUUAUUUUAUUUUACUGCUGCUCUUUAAUUAUUUGUUAUUUGAAUUUUUUUCUUAAACUGCAUUGUUGGUUAAGGGCUUAUAAGUAAGCAAUUCACUGUAAUGUCUACACCUGUUGUAUUCGGCGCAUGUGGCAAUGUAAACGUUGGUCCCAUGUUUGAUGAGCUGAAAUAAAAUAACCCAGAAAUUUUCCAUAUGUACAUAAACCUUAUUUCUCUCAAAUGUUGUGCUCAAAUUUGUUUACAUCCCUGUUAGUGAGCAUUUCUCCUUUGUCAAGAUAAUCCACUUGACAGGUGAGGCAUAUCAAGAAGCUGAUUAAACAGCAUGAUCAUUACACAGGUGGACCUUGUGCUGGGGACAAUAAAAGGCCACUCUAAAAUGUGCAGUUUUGUCACACAACACAAUGCCACAGAUGUCUCAAGUUUUGAGGGAGCGUGCAAUUGGCAUCCUGACUGCAGGAAUAUCCACAAGAGCUGUUGCCAGAGAAUUGAAUGCUCAUUUCUCUACCAUAAGAGUUAUUUUUCUUUAAGCAAUGUCAUUUUGGAUAAUUUUACAGUAUGUCCAACCGGCCUCACAACCGCAGACCACAUGUAACCACGCAAGACCAGGACCUCCAUAUCCGGCUUCUUCACCUGCGGGAUCAUCUGAGACCAGCCACCUGGACAGCUGAUUAAACUGUGGGUUUCACAACCAAAAAUUCUCUGCACAAACUGUCUGAAACCGUCUCAGGAAUGCUCAUCUGCAUGCUCGUAGUCCUCACCAGGGCCUUGACCUGACUGCAGUUCGACGACGUAACUGACUUCAGUGGGCAAAUGAUCACCUUCGAUGGCGACUGGCACUCUGGAGAAGUGUGCUCUUCACAGAUUAAUCCCAGUUUCAACUAUACCAGGCAGAUGGCAGACAGCAUGUAUGGCAUUGUGUGUGCAAGCGGUUUGCUGAUGUCAACGUUGUGAACAGUGUGCCCCAUGGUGGCGGUGGGGUUAUGGUAUGGGCAGGCAUAAGCUACAGACAGCGAACCAAUUGCAUUUUAUCAAAGGCAAUUUGAAUGCACAGAGAUAGCGUGACGAGAUCCUGAGGCCCAUUGUCGUGCCAUUCAUCUGCCGCCAUCACCUCAUGUUUCAGCAUGAGAAUACACAGCACCAUGUCGCAAGGAUCUAUACACAAUUCCUGGAUGCUGAAAACAUCCCAGUUCUUCCAUGUCCUGCAUACUCCCCAGACAUGUCACCCAUUGAGCAUGUUUGGGAUGCUCUGGAUCGACGUGUAUGACAGCUGGUUCCAGUUCCCGCCAAUAUCCAGAAACUUCGCACAUCCAUUGAAAAGGAGUGGGACAACAUUCCACAAGCCACAAUCAACAGCCUGAUCAACUCUAUGCCAAGGAGAUGUGUCGCGCUGCAUGAGGCAAAUGGUGGUCACAUGAGAUACUGACUGGUUUUCUGAUCCACGCCCCUUCUUUUUUUUAAGGUAUCUGUGACCAACAGAUGCAUAUCUGUAUUCCCAGUCAUGUGAAAUCCAUAUAUUAGGGCCUAAUUAUUUAUUUCAACUAACUGAUUUCCUUAUUUGAACUACAACUCUGUAAAAAUAGUGAAAAGUUAGCAUUUUGCGUUUAUAUUUUUGUUCAGUGUAAUUUGAGGGUGCCGGAUUUACGUUUACUAUGUUGUGCCUAGUCUAUGAGACCAGGCUGAACUGUGGUGAAUCAUUACAUCAAAACAUAGAGAGCUGUAAAAUAGUGCAGACAGCUAGGUUUCCAUCCAAUUGGUGAUAGAUUUUCAUGCAAAUAUCUUUGUUCAUCCACAUAAAAACUAGAUGCACAUUUUCCCAACAGAGUUGUGUUUCUAUAAAAAUAACUUUUAAAUUUCCAUGUACCGAAUAAAACAUACAAGUAAAAUUGGUUUCCAUUGCAUUUUUAACUGUUCUGAUCAUUUUGUCACAAAUAUUUUGCAUUAUAUAGCGAAUUUGCCCACUCUAUUCUUGGCACGUGCGCUCUAUCCAACAGCUUGCAGAUACAGUUUGGGUAGGCUACCUACUUGAUGAGAUUAUUAUGGACAAAAGAGCAAGAUUAUUUUUAGGCAGGUAAGCAUCAAGCUCAUCACCAUGCACUUUCACCAUCCUGUGAAGUUCAUCAAAACUUCUGUAGCCUAAUAAACUGCAUGCUUUCCCGAGUCGUAGUGGGAGGACCACACAACAAAUCAUUGCGUGACUCCAAGUUUACUUCGAUAUGAUGGUUAUUAAAUCAACAUUUGUUGAUAAUGGCCACCAUUUCUCGCAUAAUUAAUUUUACAGACACAAAAAGCUCUCACCUUAUCUAGCGUAUUUUGGAAAGUUUACCAGAAAUAUACAGUUUCCAUCGGGCCUGUGUAAAAAAAAAAAAAAAUCUACAUGUACUUUACUCGCAUAAAAAGGUUGGAUGGAAACCUGGUUACAAAAACGAUUUUGCUCUGGUACAGUAAUUUGUCAGCAAUUUAACAAUAUAAAAUCAGCUGAUGUCUUAUUUUUCUGUGUUAACUUGAGUUCAUGGACAAUUUCAGGCCUUUUUCCUUACCUAGACUACAUGUUGUGAAUUAUGCAAUUUAAAUCUCAAAACCAACUAUCAAAGUGGCCAAGGCUGCAGUCCAAAGAUGUUAUUUCUACCCCCUCAGCCCUCACGCUAGCCACUUUCCCUCGGGGAAUCCAUGUCAAAACCAGAUGCAGUUUGAUUGCCAUCUUAAGUGCCCCCUCGGACCUCGAUUUAGCUUGAGGGAACGAGUGAAGAACUUUGAUCACUUCUGAGAUUGAUACAAUAUGAGCCACAAUUCAAUGCAAACUGUAGUCACGUGUCAAAUUUAAUCAACAGGGCUGUAUUUCCGGCAUGUCAGCCAAAAUAAUGAAGCUAGCUUGCUAAAAAGAAUAUACAGUGAGGGAAAAAAGUGUUUGAUCCCCUGCUAAUUUUGUACGUUUGCCCACUGACAAAGAAAUGAUCAGUCUAUAAUUUUAAUGGUAGGUUUAUUUGAACAGUGAGAGACAGAAUAACAACAAAAAAAUCCAGAAAAACGCAUGUCAAAAAUGUUAUAAAUUGAUUUGCAUUUUAAUGAGGGAAAUAAGUAUUUGACCCCCUCUCAAUCAGAAAGAUUUCUGGCUCCCAGGUGUCUUUUAUACAGGUAACGAGCUGAGAUUAGGAGCACACUCUUAAAGGGAGUCCUCCUAAUCUCAGCUUGUUACCUGUAUAAUAAUAAAAUAAUAUGCCAUUUAGCAGACGCUUUUAUCCAAAGCGACUUACAGUCAUGUGUGCAUAAAUGUUUACGUAUGGGUGGUCCCGGGGAUCGAACCCACUACCCUGGCGUUACAAGCGCCAUGCUCUACCAAUUGAGCUACAGAGGACCACUGUAUAAAAGACACCUGUCCACAGAAGCAAUCAAUCAAUCAGAUUCCAAACUCUCCACCAUGGCCAAGACCAAAGAGCUCUCCAAGGAUGUCAGGGACAAGAUUGUAGACCUACCAAAGCCUGGAAUGGGCUACAAGACCAUCGCCAAGCAGCUUGGUGAGAAGGUGACAACAGUUGGUGCGAUUAUUCGCAAAUGGAAGAAACACAAAAUAACUGUCAAUCUCCCUCGGCCUGGGGUUCCAUGCAAGAUCUCACCUCGUGGAGUUGCAAUGAUCAUGAGAACAGUGAGGAAUCAGCCCAGAACUACACGGGAGGAUCUUGUCAAUGAUCUCAAGGCAUCUGGGACCAUAGUCACCAAGAAAACAAUUGGUAACACACUACGCCGUGAAGGACUGAAAUCCUGCAGCGCCCGCAAGGUCCCCCUGCUCAAGAAAGCACAUAUACAUGCCCGUCUGAAGUUUGCCAAUGAACAUCUGAAUGAUUCAGAGGAGAACUGGGUGAAAGUGUUGUGGUCAGAUGAGACCAAAAUCGAGCUCUUUGCCAUGAACUCAACUCGCCGUGUUUGGAGGAGGAGGAAUGCUGCCUAUGACCCCAAGAACACCAUCCCCACCAUCAAACAUGGAGGUGGAAACAUUAUGCUUUGGGGGUGUUUUUCUGCUAAGAGGACAGGACAACUUCACCGCAUCAAAGGGACGAUGGACGUUGCCAUGUACCGUCAAAUCUUGGGUGAGAACCUCCUUCCCUCAGCCAGGGCAUUGAAAAUGGGUCGUGGAUGGGUAUUCCAGCAUGACAAUGACCCACAACACACGGCCAAGGCAACAAAGGAGUGGCUCAAGAAGAAGCACAGUAAGGUCCUGGAGUGGCCUAGCCAGUCUCCAGACCUUAAUCCCAUAGAAAAUCUGUGGAGGGAGCUGAAGGUUCGAGUUACCAAACGUCAGCCUCGAAACCUUAAUGACUUGGAGAAGAUCUGCAAAGAGGAGUGGGAUAAAAUCCCUCCUGAGAUGUGUGCAAACCUGGUGGCCAACUACAAGAAACGUCUGACCUCUUUGAUUGCCAACAAGGGUUUUGCCACCACGUACUAAGUCAUGUUUUGCAGAGGGGUCAAAUACUUAUUUCCCUCAUUAAAAUGCAAAUCAAUUAAAUAACAUUUUUGACAUGCAUUUUUCUGGAUUUUUUGUUGUUAUUCUGUCUCUCACUGUUCAAAUAAACCUACCAUUAAAAUUAUAGACUGCUCAUAUCUUUGUCAGCAAAUGUACAAAAUCAGCAGGGGAUCAAAUACUUUUUUCCGUCACUGUAUAGAUUACAUUGAUUUUAGCGUUGGCAAAUUGGCUUAGUCUCGUAGUGAGGAGCCUAUAAAGCUUAACUAGCUUCAUAAACAUAUUUUGGGGAAUUCUUACAUUUAUUGUAAUCAUUUACCAAACUAUAAAACUAGCUAAUCAGAUAUGGGUAACUGUAGCUAGCUACCUGACAGGAGUGCUAGCAAGCUACGUUAGCUUAGUAGGUACAGUGGGGAAAAAAAGUGUUUAGUCAGCCACCAGUUGUGCAAGUUCUCCCACUUAAAAAGAUGAGAGAGACCUGUAAUUUUCAUCAUAGGUACACGUCAACUAUGACAGACAAAUUGAGAAUUUUUUUCCAGAAAAACACAUUGUAGGAUUUUUAAAGAAUGUAUUUGCAAAUGAUGGUGGAAAAUAAGUAUUUGGUCACCUACAAACAAGCAAGAUUUCUGGCUCUCACAGACCUGUAACUUCUUCUUUAAGAGGCACCUCUGUCCUCCACUCGUUACCUGUAGUAAUGGCACCUGUUUGAACUUGUUAUCAGUAUAAAAGACACCUGUCCACAACCUCAAACAGUCACACUCCAAACUCCACUAUGGCCAAGACCAAAGAGCUGUCAAAGGACACCAGAAACAAAAUUGUAGACCGGCACCAGGCUGGGAAGACUGAAUCUGCAAUAGGUAAGCAGCUUGGUUUGAAGAAAUCAACUGUGGGAGCAAUUAUUAGGGAAUGGAAGACAUACAAGACCACUGAUAAUCUCCCUCGAUCUGGGGCUCCACGCAAGAUCUCACCACGUGGGGUCAAAAUGAUCAUAAGAACGGUGAGCAAAAAUCCCAGAACCACACAGGGGACCUAGUGAAUGACCUGCAGAGAGCUGGGACCAAAGUAACAAAGCCUACCAUCAGUAACACACUACGCCGCCAGGGACUCAAAUCGACCCAGACGUGUCCCCCUGCUUAAGCCAGUACAUGUCCAGGCCCGUCUGAAGUUUGCUAGAGUGCAUUUGGAUGAUCCAGAAGAGGAUUGGGAGAAUGUCAUAUGGUCAGAUGAAACCAAAAUAUAACUUUUUGGUAAAAACUCAACUCGUCGUGUUUGGAGGACAAAGAAUGCUGAGUUGCAUCCAAAGAACACCAUACCUACUCUGAAGCAUGGGGGUGGAAACAUCAUGCUUUGGGGCUGUUUUUCUGCAAAGGGACCAGGACGACUGAUCCGUGUAAAGGAAAGAAUGAAUGGGGCCAUGUAUCGUGAGAUUUUGAGUGAAAACCUCCUUCCAUCAGCAAGGGCAUUGAAGAUGAAACGUGGCUGGGUCUUUCAGCAUGACAAUGAUCCCAAACACACUGCCCGGGCAACGAAGGAGUGGCUUCGUAAGAAGCAUUUCAAGGUCCUGGAGUGGCCUAGCCAGUCUCCAGAUCUCAACCCCAUAGAAAAUCUUUGGAGGGAGUUGAAAGUCCGUGUUGCCCAGUGACAGCCCCAAAACAUCACUGCUCUAGAGGAGAUCUGCAUGGAGGAAUGGGCCAAAAUACCAGCAACAGUGUGUGAAAACCUUGUGAAGACUUACAGAAAACGUUUGACCUGUGUCAUUGCCAACAAAGGGUAUAUAACAAAUUAUUGAGAAACUUUUGUUAUUGACCAAAUACUUAUUUUCCACCAUAAUUUGCAAAUAAAUUCAUAAAAAAUCCUACAAUGUGAUUUUCUGGAUUUGUUUUCCUCAUUUUGUCUGUCAUAGUUGACGUGUACCUAUGAUGAAAAUUACAGGCCUCUCUCAUCUUUUUAAGUGGGAGAACUUGCACAAUUGGUGGCUGACUAAAUACUUUUUUUCCCCACUGUACAUUAAUAGCUUUAGGUUGGUUGUUUUUAAGCUCAACUUUCCAUCAAGGAUGUUGUCUCUCCGAUCAUCACUCUCUCUCGCUUGGGCAAGGGACAUUUAAGGUACACUCGGAUAUGGUGAUGUAAAACGGCAUUAAGGUCUGAGUGUUUAGGGCCGAGGGCUGUCUACUUUGAGUUUGGACUGCAGCCCAAGUCCCAAGCAAGAUGGCUGCAGAGUCACCUGACAGGUCAAACUUUAUUAAGAUGGCUGACACACACCAAAUAGAUCAUGACAGUAAAGUAAAACAGUCACGUGGCUGACGAUAGUCAGAGUUCAUCUUAUAAUGACAUACAUAUCAAAUGAUAAAACAAUGACUUGUCAGUGUGGACUUUGAAUUGAAUGCACAUCUGGCAGUCCUAAGAGUGAUAAUUACUUUAUUUUUUAAUAAUAAGGCUAGACAAUUUAUUUAUUAUAUUUAUUACCAGCUCAUUAUCAAAUGUAUUCAAGAGUAUUUUCACAUUGCCACAGAAUCUGCAUUGCCAACAGCACACUUUCCUAUUUUCUGUUCUAUCAUCUGACUUACAGUGUCUUGCAAAAGUAUUCAUCCCCCUUGGCGUUUUUCCUACUUUGUUGCAUUACAACCUGUAAUUUAAAUGGAUUUUUAUUUGGAUUUCAUGUAAUGGACAUACACAAAAUAGUCAAAAUUGGUGAAGUGAAAUGAAAAAAUAACCCGUUUCAAAAAAUUCUAAACAAUAAAUAACGGAAAAGUGGUGCGUGCAUAUGUAUUCACCCCAUUUGCUAUGAAGCCCCUAAAUAAGAUCUGGUGCAACCAAUUACCUUCAGAAGUCACAUAAUUAGUUAAAUAAAAUCCACCUGUGUGCAAUCUAAGUGUCACAUGAUCUGUCACAUGAUCUCAGUAUAUAUACAGCUGUUCUGAAAGGCCCCAGAGUCUGCAACACCACUAAGCAAGGGGCACCACCAAGCAAGCGGCACCAUGAAGACCAAGGAGCUCUCCAAACAGGUCAGGGACAAAGUUGUGGAGAAGUACAGAUCAGGGUUGGGUUAUAAAAAAAUAUCUGAAACGUUGAACAUCCCACGGACCACCAUUAAAUCCAUUAUAAAAAAAUGGAAAGAAUAUGGCACCACAACAAACCUGCCAAGAGCGACCCGCCCACCAAAACUCAAGGACCAGGCAAGGAGGGCAUUAAUCAGAGAGGCAACAAAGAGACUAAAGAUAACCCUGAAGGAGCUGCAAAGCUCCACAGCGGAGAUUGGAGUAUCUGUCCAUAGGACCACUUUAAGCCGUACACGCCACAGAGCUGGGCUUUACGGAAGAGUGGCCAGAAAAAAAGCCAUUGCUUAUUGAAAAAAAUAAGCAAACAUGUUUGGUGUUCGCCAAAAGGCAUGUGGGAGACUCCCCAAACAUAUGGAAGAAGGUACUCUGGUCAGAUGAGAUUGCUUUUUGGCCAUCAAGGAAAACACUAUGUCUGGCGCAACCCCAACACCUCUCAUCACCCCGAGAACACCAUCCCCACAGUGAAGCAUGGUGGUGUCAGCAUCAUGCUGUGGGGAUGUUUUUCAUCGGCAGGGACUGGGAAACUGGUCAGAAUUUAAUGAAUAAUGGAUGGAGCUAAAUACAUGGAAAUUCUUGAGGGAAACCUGUUUCAGUCUUCCAGAGAUUUGAGACUGGGACGGAGGUUCACCUUCCAGCAGGACAAUGACCCUAAGCAUACUGCUAAAGUAACACUCAAGUGGUUUAAGGGGAAACAUUUAAAUAUCUUGGAAUAGUCAAAGCCCAGACCUCAAUCCAAUUGAGAAUCUGUGGUAUGACUUAAAGAUUGCUGUACACUAUCGGAACCCAUCCAACUUGAAGGAGCUGGAGCAGUUUUGCCUUGAAGAAUGGGCAAAAAUCACAGUGGCUAGAUGUGCCAAGCUUAUAGAGACAUACCCCAAGAUACUUGCAUGUGUAAUUGCUGCAAAAGGUGGCUCUACAAAGUAUUGACUUUGGGGGGAUGAAUAGUUAUGCACGCUCAGGUUUUCUGUUUAAAAAAAAUCUUAUUUCUUGUUUGUUUCACAAGAAAAAAUAUUUUGCAUCUUCAAAGUGGUAGGCAUGUUGUGUAAAUCAAAUGAUACAAACCCCCCAAAAUCAAAUUUAAUUCCAGGUUGUAAGGUAACAAAAUAGGAAAAAUUCCAAGGGGGGUGAAUACUUUCGCAAGCCACUGUAGUUAUUGAACAGCAUCAACAUUCAGGCGUUCCUACCCCUCUGGGUACAGUUGAGUAUCAUUUGAAUAUCAGCUACUGGACGUUAUGUCGUGCCUGUAGUGGGAUGAGUACUCAGUUAGCCUUGUCAUUGAUAUGAUGAUCUCUCUAGCUCCAUAUUGAUAUGUAUCAGAUCUGUAACAAAUCGCAACAUUAAUGAAUUAAAAAGAGAAUUAAGUGUGUGGCUGUUGAUGAUGAUUCGUCAAGAAUCACAUAUGAUCUAGGUUUUAAUUAAAAGGCCCCAUUCUCUUGAGCGUCCAGUGUUUCUCACCUCCCUCUGGAGAACAAUGAUAUCUCUGAGAGAUAUGAAAAAAAAUGAGAAGGUCGCAACAUGUUACAUUUUUAUUAAGUAGCUCUCAUGCUAGAAAAGGUUGGAGACCUCUGCAUUAGACAGUUUAAUAGUCACAUGUACAGGGGCGCAGGUGUAUUUACAAGGUACAGUGAAAGUCUUGAACGAGCUCCAACAAUGCAAGACAAAUAAAACAAGAAAGAUAUAAUCAAGGAUGUCCGGGUGGGAAGGUUGAAGCUAUUGGCCAGUCUUACAGUUUUUGCCAUGAUGUUCCUAUACUGCCCCCAUCUAAAUGAUGGAAAUGGGGAAAACAGGCCAUGGCUCGGGUGGCUGGGAUCCCUGAUGAUCUUCUUAGACUUUCUGUGACACCUGGUGUUGUAGGUGUCCUGGAGGGCAGGCAGUGUGCACCCAAUGGUAUGUUCGGCUGAGCGUACCACCCUCUUUAGCGCCUUGCGGUUCCCGGCGGUGGUGUAGCCAUACCAGGCUGUGAUGCAGCCCGACAGAAUGCUCUCGAUGGUGCUCCUGUAGAACACUGUGAGGGCCCUCGGGGACAGGCCAAAUUUCUUCAGCAUCCUGAGGUUGAAGAGUCGCUGUCAUGCCUUCUUCGCCACGGUGUCCUUAUGAUUUGACCAUUUCAGCACGUCGGAGAUAUAUAAGCCGAGGAACUUGAAGUUUUUGACCAUCUCCACAGCGGCCCCGUUGAUGUGGAUGGGUUCCUCCUGAAGUCCACAAUCAGCUCCUUUGUUUUGUUGAUGUUGAGGUUGUUUACCUGGCACCACGCCAUCAGAGUGCCUACCUCCUCCCUGUAGGCCAUCUCGUUGUUGUUGGCAUUUAGGACUACUACUAUCGUCAGCGAACUUGAUGAUAGAGUUGGAACUGUGUGAGGCCGUCAGGAAGUCCAGGACCAAGUUGCAUAGGGAAACGUUCAGUCCCAGGGCCGUGAGCUUUGUGGUGAGCUUAGAGGGCACUAUGGUAUUGAAGGUCAAGCUAGAGUCGAUGAACAGCAUCCUCACAUAUACAUUCCUUUUGUCCAGGUGGGUGAGGGUAGUGUGCAGUGCAAUGGAGAUUGCGUCGGCCAUGGAUCUGUCAGGGCGGUAGGCGAAUUGUAGCCCCAAACCCAUGAGAAGAGAGAGAGAUGGAGAGAGAGAGGUUCGGACAGAGAUAGAUGUAGACAGGCAUUGAAGGGGUGGCUAAGCACUAGGGGGACCCCUCGCUUUCGUGGUCCCUCUUUUCCCUAAACACUGAUCCUCGUGACCUGUUGCUCUGCCAGUGCCCAACACCCUGGAGACACAACACAAUUCUCGCUCACACCACAUCUUUCGCAACUGAUGUUUGUGCCUGUCGCCAUGGUAAUCCUGAAUCAACAAGCACCAUGGAGAUAGAAUAUCUAGGGUGAGAUUUCCUGUGUGUGUGUGUGCUCAUGAUGUUUAUGCUUUUGCAGUCUGUAGAUAACAAGUCAUGACACUCUAAGAAUAUUGAUGUUACGUGGAGGGAGAACAAACUUUAACUGAAUAACUCAGUAUGUCCAUUAAUGAUCAAUGCUGUGUAUAGUCAAACCCAUGAGAAGAGUGAGAGAUGGAGGGAGAGAGAGAUAGGUUCAGACAGAGAGAUAUGUAGACAGGCAUUGAAGCGGGCGGCUCAGCCCUAGGCACCCCUCGCUCUUGUCGUCCCUCUUGUCCGUAUACACUUCUUGUCCCUAUACAUCCUCAUGGCAUGUUGCUCUGCCAGUGUCCAACACCCUGGAGAUACAAGACACAACUCUAUGCUCGCUCGAACCACAUCCUUCGCAACUGAUGUUUGUCUCUGUCGCCAUGGUAAUCAUGUAUCAGCAAGCACCAUGGAGAUAGGAUACCUGGGGUGAGAUUUCCUAUGUGAGUGUGUGUGGUCAUGAUGUUCAUGCUUUUGCGGUCUGUAGACACAAGGUCCUGACAAGAAUAUUGAUGUAAUAUUUCUAUAAAUUGUAUUCUGACUAUCUUUACAAACUUCCUCAGAAGGUGAAUAUACAGUACCAGUCAAAAGUGUGGACACAAUUACUCAUUCCAGGGUUUUUCUUUAUUUGUAUUAUUUUGUACAUUGUAGAAUAACAGUGAAGACAUCACAACUAUGAAAUAACACAUAUGGAAUCAUGUAGUAACCAAGAAAGUGUUAAACAAUUCAAACUAUAUUUUAUAUUUGAGAUUCUUCAAAUAGCCACCCUUUGCCUUGAUGACAGCUUUGCACAAUCUUUUUAAACUGAAUAUCACAUUUACAUAAGUAUUCAAACCCUUUACUCAGUACUUUGUUGAAGCACCUUUGGCUGCAAUUACAGCAUCGACUCUUCUUGGGUAUGACGCUACAAGCUUGGCACACCUGUUUUUGCUUCGUCAUUAUGUAUUAUUGUGUGUGGAUUGAUGAGAAAUAAAAUGAUUUAAUCAAUUUUAGAAUAAAAUUGGGAAAAAGUCAAGGGGUCUGAAUACUUUCCGAAUGCACUGUAGAAAUGCAGACAGAGAUGACAUUUGACAUUUGGAGGUUUCGGUGUAAGACUGAGAAGACAUGGUAUAAACAGGUCUGCCGCUCAUGACAUCGGCUCAUGAUACCUGCUCAUGGCACCUGCUCAUUUACAUUACAUUUACAUUUACGUCAUUUAGCAGACGCUCUUAUCCAGAGUGACUUGCUCAUGAUACCUGCUAAAGUAAAACUGGAGAUAGGUGUGUGAAACUGACCACCUGACCUGACAAGAGCUAGCUAACAAUAACUACAGAUACAGGGCAGAGAGAUGGCAAUUCCCACUCGGCUGCCCCAAUACUGUAGUUUCCGUCUCUCAUUUCGGUAUGUCACAAGACUGUAUGAUUCUGUCACAGAAUAGAUUCUCACCCAGAUGCAAAUGUGCUGUUCACCUUUUUAGCAACUGACUGUGGAAAAGUGAUCAGAAACCUCCCUUAGUAUGUACAUGUGAAAUCUGAUAAUGAUUCUGUUUGUUUGCUGUGUGUGUGUUUUCUGUGUGUUUUUAAGUUGUGUUUAGGAAAGCUUUAACUCUGUGUUUCUGUGAGGUACAGCCCAAACAGCAGGGCAUGUUUGCAGGAGGAGUGAAGUUCUGUUUGAACCCUUUUCACUCAUGGGAAUUGGCCUAUAUGGAUAUUAAAAGUAUAUGCAUAAGCAUGGUAGAAAUUUAAAGGGAACAGUUUGGAGAUUAUGGAGAAAUUAUUACACCAAAGUUGAGGACACAACAGUUCAGCUGACACCAGACUGACACCAGACUAAAUCCAAACAUUACACUGUUCAUCACAUUUGUUGUUAACGAAAUCUGAAAAUACUUUGGAUACAUUCAGUAACAUGAUAGAAAUAUUACUGGACAAUCUGAGUUAGGUGCAAGUUGCAACAUAAGACUAAGAAAUGACAAGGGUUUGAGUGAGAGGACUAACUGUGUGCACAGUUCCUAAGUAAUUUCAAUGUACUUUUAUGACUCAAAGAAGAGUCUUCAACAUAAGGUGCUUUUUUGUAGCUCUCCUAGCUGUUCCGUUGAGGAACUAGAGCAAGCUCACUUGUAGUUGUUUUGUUUGGAACACAAAACUGCAUCCCCGCCAUCACACAAUUGCUGUUGUUGAUUACGCAAUCCAAAAAUGGCGCAUUUUAAAUCGCAAUAUGGGUCAGGUGGUCAUUUGAAAGCUUGUUCUGUUACCAACAUGACUACCUAAGAUAUAAAAUAAGAUCUUACAAUGUCAGGCUUUCACAAGUCAAUUCAGAGAAAUAGAUCGUCAUUUUGGUGCGCAUACCCACUGGGCACACACUGGUUUAAUCAACGUGGUUUCCACGUUAUUUCAAUGAAAUUAUGUUGAACCAAUGUGAAAUAGACCUUGAAUUGACAUCUGUGCCCAGCGGGUAUAUUCAAGUGCAUGAUGUAUUCAGGUGAGUGUUCCGUGGCAAAUGUUCUUCACAAUAGACAAACAUAGGCUCCUUCUGUUCAGAACAACCCAGGGUAUGACAUAAUGUCAUCUUGUAACCCUAUCAGUCCCGAGACCCCAGCAAAAAUCGGCUUUUCAUUCAUCUGACUUUCAUUUACCUGUAUAUCCAGCCCUUAUAUUUAGCCUCACAUUUAAGUGUUUUACUAUUUAUUUUCAGGACAACCAGGGCUACAAGUAUAACACAACACUAUUUGACAUAAACAGUUGCAUUCAUGAGUUUUAUUGACAAAUGUAAAUUUUAAAAAAUACGGUCAGCCAAAGCAAAAACCUGAUAAAAAUGAAUUUACAGUGGGGAAAAAAAGUAUUUAGUCAGCCACCAAUUGUGCAAGUUCUCCCACUUAAAAAGAUGAGAGAGGCCUGUAAUUUUCAUCAUAGGAACACGUCAACUAUGACAGACAAAUUGAGAAAAAAAAAUCCAGAAAAUCACAUUGUAGGAUUUCUAAUUAUGGUGGAAAAUAAGUAUUUGGUCACCUACAAACAAGCCAGAUUUCUCUCUCUCACAGACCUGUAACUUCUUCUUUAAGAGGCUCCUCUGUCCUCCACUCGUUACCUGUAUUAAUGGCACCUGUUUGAACUUGUUAUCAGUAUUAAAGACACCUGUCCACAUCCUCAAACAGUCACACUCCAAACUCCACUAUGGCCAAGACCAAAGAGCUGUCAAAGGACACCAGAAACAAAAUUGUAGACCUGCACCAGGCUGGGAAGACUGAAUCUGCAAUAGGUAAGCAGCUUGGUUUGAAGAAAUCAACUGUGGGAGCAAUUAUUAGGAAAUGGAAGACAUACAAGACCACUGAUAAUCUCCCUCGAUCUGGGGCUCCACACAAGAUCUCACCCCGUGGGGUCAAAAUGAUCACAAGAACGGUGAGCAAAAAUCCCAGAACCACACGGGCGGACCUAGUGAAUGACCUGCAGAGAGCUGGGACCAAAGUAACAAAGCCUACCAUCAGUAACACACUACGCCGCCAGGGACUCAAAUCCUGCAGUGCCAGACGUGUCCCCCUGCUUAAGCCAGUACAUGUCCAGGCCCGUCUGAAGUUUGCUAGAGUGCAUUUGGAUGAUCCAGAAGAGGAUUGGGAGAAUGUCAUAUGGUCAAAUGAAACCAAAAUAUAACUUUUUGGUAAAAACUCAACUCGUCGUGUUUGGAGGACAAAGAAUGCUGAGUUGCAUCCAAAGAACAUCAUACCUACUGUGAAGCAUGGGGGUGGAAACAUCAUGCUUUGGGGCUGUUUUUCUGCAAAGGGACCAGGACGACUGAUCCGUGUAAAGGAAAGAAUGAAUGGGGCCAUGUAUCGUGAGAUUUUGAGUGAAAACCUCCUUCCAUCAGCAAGGGCAUUGAAGAUUAAAUGUGGCUGGGUCUUUCAGCAUGACAAUGAUCCCAAACACACCGCCCGGGCAAUGAAGGAGUGGCUUCGUAAGAAGCAUUUCAAGGUCCUGGAGUGGCCUAGCCAGUCUCCAGAUCUCAACCCCAUAGAAAAUCUUUGGAGGGAGUUGAAAGUCUGUGUUGCCCAGCAACAGCCCCAAAACAUCACUGCUCUAGAGGAGAUCUGCAUGGAGGAAUGGGCCAAAAUACCAGCAACAGUGUGUGAAAACCUUGUGAAGACUUACAGAAAACGUUUGACCUGUGUCAUUGCCAACAAAGGGUAUAUAACAAAGUAUUGAGAAACUUUUGUUAUUGACCAAAUACUUAUUUUCCACCAUAAUUUGCAAAUAAAUCCAUAAAAAAUCCUACAAUGUGAUUUUCAGGAUUUUUUUUCCUCAUUUUGUCAGUCAUAGUUGACGUGUACCUAUGAUGAAAAUUACAGGCCUCUCUAAUCUUUUUAAGUGAGAGAACCUGCACAAUUGGUGGCUGACUAAAUACUUUUUUCCCCCACUGUAUAUGAAUGCUGUAAGUACAGAAAUGUUUUGCUUAGUGGGAAAUGAACAUCCAGCUAGUCAGUAAUAACUGUUUGGAGUUUGUUACAGCAACUAUGUGAACUUAUUGCAGUAUUAUAGACACUAUGUCCUGGGAUUUCCUAUGAUCUUCUAUGUUGAAGAACCCCUUAUCUUCUAACGACUGAAGUGUAGCUUGUGAGCGUCAUUGAGCAAACCAUGUUACAAGUGCGUGUUUGUGACAGUCUCAGCUUUUUAAUAGUUUGCAGCUCAAAACAUUCUGACUGUACAGAUGUUUUUGUAAAAAGACCCGGUCCCUGGGCCCCUUUGGGAUCCGCCAUUGUCUCACAAGCACCGCUCUAGGUCAGCCCCCUUUAAUCACACAGACCAAUGGUACAACCCAGAAGUCUGUAGCUCAAACACACAAUGUUUAAACGGGGUUAGAAGUCCUAAAUCACACUGGCGAGACAGUGGGACUAAUUUAACUUGUGUGACAUCAAAGCAGUAUGACAUCGUUUUGGCUUGCUUGUAUGACAUCAAAGCGGUAUUUAUUAUAAUCCUCAAUGUCUCAUCUUUCAAAAUACAUUGAGUCCUCUUAAUUUACAACAUUUCCCUCACUCAGAAAACAAAAAAUGUGCUACAUUUUCCCAAGUAGCGGGAGGGAUGGGGGCAACUUCUUGUUGCGUGCAGUGCUCAACUUCAGAACGGCUGUCAGUCAAAACCCAUACAGCGCUAUGAAGCACAGAGCCUGAGCUCUGACGUCAUUUACAGCAUGUUACUGUACAGCCACUGCGUUCCAAUUUAGGCACAUAAUCAGUGCCACAAAUCUGACAUUUUCAACCCAUAUAGGGAUAGGAGUGUAAAGGGCUACGUGACAUUGAGCGAUGAUAUGACAGAUAAUUGGUAAAUUAUGUUGAUCAUUUAUGUUUGUGUGUGCGUGCGAGUGCGCACAUGCGUGUGUGUACAGUGGGGAAAAAAGAUUUGUCACCACAAUUGUGAAGUUAUCCACUUAAAAAGAUGAGAGAGGCUGUAAUUUCAUAUAGUACACGUCAACUAUGAAGACAAAGAAAAAAAAAUCCGAAACACAUUGUAGAUUUAAUGAAUUAUUGCAAAUUAUGUGAAAAUAGUAUUUGGACACCUACAACAAGCAUUACGACUGUAUUCUUUUUAAGAGGCUCCUUGUCCUCCACUUUACUGUUUAAUGGCUGUGACUUGUUAUAGUAAAGACACUGUUCACACCUCAACGUCACACUCCAAACUCCACUAUGGCGAAGACCAAAGAGCUGUCAAAGGACACCAGAAACAAAAUUGUAGACCUGCACCAGGCUGGGAAGACUGAAUCUGCAAUAGGUAAGCAGCUUGGUUUGAAUAAAUCAACUGUGGGAGCAAUUAUUAGGAAAUGGAAGACAUACAAGACCACUGAUAAUCUCCCUCGAUCUGGGGCUCCACGCAAGAUCUCACCCCGUGGGGUCAAAAUGAUCACAAGAACGGUGAGCAAAAAUCCCAGAACCACACGGGGGGACCUAGUGAAUGACCUGCAGAGAGCUGGGACCAAAGUAACAAAGCCUACCAUCAGUAACACACUACGCCGCCAGGGCCUCAAAUCCUGCAGUGCAAGACGUGUCCCCCUGCUUAAGCCAGUACAUGUCCAGGCCCGUCUGAAGUUUGCUAGAGUGCAUUUGUAUGAUCCAGAAGAGGAUUGGGAGAAUGUCAUAUGAAACCAAAAUAGAACUUUUUGGUAAAAACUCAACUCGUCGUGUUUGGAGGACAAAGAAUGCUGAGUUGCAUCCAAAGAACACCAUACCUACUGUGAAGCAUGGGGGUGGAAACAUCAUGCUUUGGGGCUGUUUUUCUGCAAAGGGACCAGGACGACUGAUCCGUGUAAAGGAAAGAAUGAAUGGGGCCAUGUAUCGUGAGAUUUUGAGUGAAAACCUCCUUCCGUCAGCAAAGGCAUUGAAGAUGAAACGUGGCUGGUUCUUUCAGCAUGUCAAUGAUCCCAAACACACCGCCCGGGCAACGAAGGAGUGGCUUCGUACGAAGCAUUUCAAGGUCCUGAAGUGGCCUAGCCAGUCUCCAGAUCUCAACCCCAUAGAAAAUCUUUCGAGGGAGUUGAAAGUCUGUGUUGCCCAGCAACAGCCCCAAAACAUCACUGCUCUAGAGGAGAUCUGCAUGGAGGAAUGGGCCAAAAUACCAGCAACAGUGUGUGACAACCUUGUGAAGACUUACAGAAAACGUUUGACCUGUGUCAUUGCCAACAAAGGGUAUAUAACAAACUAUUGAGAAACUUUUGUUAUUGACCAAAUACUUCUUUUCCACCAUAAUUUGCAAAUAAAUUCAUAAAAAAUCCUACAAUGUGAUUUUCUGGAUUUUUUUCCUCAUUUUGUCUGUCCUAGUUGACUUGUACCUAUGAUGAAAAUUACAGGCCUCUCUCAUCUUUUUAAGUGGGAGAACUUGCACAAUUGGUGGCUGACUAAAUACUUUUUUUCCCCACUGUAUGUAUAUGUGUGUGUGGUCUUACGCCAGUGUAACAAAACACUGUGAAACAAAACCAUACUGAGCCCUGAGGUUACCCACAUGAAAGAAUACUAUAGUAUACUAUGGUGUAAAUACUGUAGUAUUCACUGUAGUGUUUUUGCAGACUUUGUCCUGCAGGUAGACAGAUAGUUCAGCGCUUCUGCUCUUUUCUAUGACCUGUAGGAAACACAGUGCAUUCGGACCCCUUAACUUUUUCCAAAUUUUGUUUCGUUACAGCCUUAUUCUAAAAUUGAUUAAAUCGUUUUUUUCCCCCCUGAGAAAACUAAAACAGGUUUUUAGAAUUUUUUACAAAUGUAUAAUUUUUUAAAAACUGAAAUAUUACAUUUACAUUUACAAGUAUUCAGACCCUUUACUCAGUACUUUGUUGAUGCACCUUUGGCAGCGACUACAGCCUCAAGUCUUCUUGGGUAUGACGCUACAAGCUUGGCACACCUGUAUUUGGGGAGUUUUCUCCCAUUCUUCUCUGCAGAACAUCUCAAGCUCUGUCAGGUUGGAUGGGGAGCGUCGCUGCACAGCUUUUUUCAGGUCUCUCCAGAGAUGUUCAAUCAGGUUCAUGUCCUGGCUCUGGCUGGGCCACUCAAGGACAUUUAGAGACUUGUCCCGAAGCAACUCCUGUGUUGUCUUGGCUGUGUGCUUAGGGUCAUUGUCCUGUUGGAAGGUGAACCCUUGCCCCAGUCUGAGGUCCUGUUCUGUUCAUCUUUCCCUCGAUCCUGACUAGUCUCCCAGUCCCUACCGCUGAAAAACAUCCCCACAGCAUGAUGCUGCCACCACCAUGUUUCACCGUAGGGAUGGUGCCAGGUUUCCUCCAGACGUGACACUCGGCAUUCAGACCAAAGAGUUCAAUCUUGGUUUCAUCAGACCAGAGAAUCUUGUUUCUCAUGAUCUGAGAGUCAUUUAGGUGCCAUUUGGCAAACUCCAAGCGGGCUGUUAUGUGCCUUUUACUGAGGAGUGGCUUCCGUCUGGCCAAUCUACCAUAAAAGCCUGAUUGCAGAGAUGGUUGUCCUUCUGGAAGGUUCUCCCAUCUCCACAGAAUAACUCUCGAGCUCUGCCAGAGUGAACAUCGGGUUCUUGGUCACCUCCCGGACGAAGGCCCUUCUCCCCUGAUUGCUCAGUUUGGCCGGGCAGCCAGCUCUAGGAAGAGUCUUGGUGGUUCGAAACUUCUUCAAUGUUAGAAUGAUGGAGGCCACUGUGUUCUUGGGGACCUUCAAUGCUGCAGAAAAUGUUGGGUACCCCAGAUCUGUGCCUCGACACAAUCCUGUCUCGGAGCUCUACGGACAAUUCCUUCAACCUCAUGACUUGGUUUUUGCUCUGACAUGCACUGUCAACUGUGGGACCUUAUAUAGACAGGUGUGUGCCUUUCCAAAUCAUGUCUAAUCAAUUGAAUUUACCACAGGUGGAUUCCAAUCAAGUUGUAGAAACAUCUCAAGGAUGAUCAAUGGAAACAGGAUGCACCUAAGCUCAAUUUCGAGUCUCAUAGCAAAGGGUCUGAAUACUUAUGUAAAUAAGGUAUUUCCGUUUUUUAUUUGCAAUACAUUUGCACAAAUGUCUAAAAACCUGUUUUCACUUUGUCAUUAUGGGGUAAUGUGUGUAGAUUGAAGGGGUCUGAAUACUUUGAAUGUAGGUUUCUCACUUAUGGGUGGCACAAAUUGGGAUAUGGCGGAGGGAACUGGGCAGAGUAUAUGCACAUUAAAUACUGUAGUAUAUACUAUAGUAAUCACUGUAGUGUUUAAAAAAAAACAUUACUGUAGUAUUCACUGUAGUUAGUGUUUUUGUGGUCUGUAGAAUACUUAAGUAAUAAGGCUCAAGGGGGUGUGGUAUAUGGCCAAUAUACUGUACCACGGCUAAGGGCUGUUCUAAUGCACGACGCAACGUUGGAGUGCCUGGAUACAGCCCUUAGCUGUGGUUUACUGGCCAUAUACCACAAAUUCCCGAAGUGCCUUAUUGCUAUUAUAAACUGGUUAGCAACGUACUUAGGUCUGAUAUACCACGGCUUUCAGCCAAUAAGCAUUCAGGGCUCGAACCACCCAGUUUAUAAUGUAGUAUUUACCAUAGUAUUCUACAGUACUGUAUACUACUAAAUGAUAUAAUAAGUACUAUAUAUAUGAUUGAGGGAUACUACAGUAUGUAGUAUAAUGUUCUACAGGAUACUACAGUUUACUAGAUAAUUCUAUAGUAAGUAAUGUAGUAUUCUUUAGUAAACAUCAUCUGGGUAAAACACAGCAUAUGAGUGAUGAUCUGUCUCAUGGUAUGCCUUUCUGUCCCACAGCACUCAGACUGCAUCAGAACCAUCCUGAUAUGUAAUAACACAAAGGAAAACCUACCCACGUGCCUAGCUGAAAUACAUUUGUAAGAUUAAUUGUAUUCAACUAUAUGCUGUCUAUUGUCUGGGAACAUAAUCACAUGUAUGCUGAGUGACACAGUGGCAAUCAACAUCCUCAGCAACUUAUUCAAAUCUGCAGAAUAGUUGUGUUUCCAUUCACAGUAAAACAGGCUCAAAAUAGGCAUUAUAACUCCUUGUAAAACAAAAGAUGAAUGAGUUGUAAAGAGACUAUUGCAGGAAACCAGUCAAUCAUACUGUAGCAGCUGGCCAAUUGUUAAGUAUUUAUUGAAGUAUAGGAUGUGAGUAAUGUGUGUCCGCUUAUCGGAAGUGAAACUCGAGAGCACAGUCGUACUAAUUGCAUAUGGCAGAAUCUACAGUCGUGGUCAAAAGUUUUGAGAAUGACACAAAUAUUGGUCUUCACAAAGUUCGCUGUUUCAGUGUUAUGAGAUAUUUUUGUCAGAUGCUACUAUGGUGUACUGAAGUAUAAUUCCAAGCAUUCCAUAAGUGUCAAAGGCUUUUAUUGACAAUUACAUUAAGUUUAUGCAAAGAGUCAAUAUUUGCAGUGUUGACCCUUCUUUUUCAAGACCUCUGCAAUCCGCCCUGGCAUGCUGUCAAUUAACUUCUGGGCCACAUCCUGACUGAUGGCAGCCCAUUCUUGCAUAAUCAGUGCUUGGAGUUUGUCAGAAUGUGGGUUUUUGUUUGUCCACCCGCCUCUUGAGGAUCGACCACAAGUUCUCAAUGGGAUUAAGGUCUGGGGAGUUUCCUGGCCAUGGACCCAAAAUGUCGAUGUUUUCUUCCCCGAGCCACUUAGUUAUCACUUUUACCUUAUGGCAAGGUGCUCCAUCAUGCUGGAAAAGGCAUUGGUCGUCACCAAACUGUUCUUGGAAGGUUGGGAGAAGUUGCUCUCGGAGGAUGUGUUGGUACCUUUCUUUAUUCAUGGCUGUGUUCAUGGCUGUGUUCCCACACAUGAAUGGUCUCAGGAUGCUUUACUGUUGGCAUGACACAGGACUGAUGGUAGCGCUCACCUUGUCUUCUCUGGACAAGGUGUUUUCCGGAUGCCCCAAACAAUCGGAAAGGGGAUUCAUCAGAGAGAAUGACUUUACCCCAGUCCUCAGCAGUCCAAUCCCUGUACCUUUUGCAGAAUAUCAGUCUGUCCCUGAUGUUUUUUCCUGGAGAGAAGUGGCUUCUUUGCUGCCCUUCUUGACACCAGGCCAUCCUCCAAAAGUCUUCGCCUCACUGUGCGUGCAGAUGCACUCACACCUGCCUGCUGCCAUUCCUGAGCAAGCUCUGCACUGGUGGUGCCCCGAUCCCGCAGCUGAAUCAAAUUUAGGAGACGGUCCUGGCGCUUGCUGGACUUUCUUAGGCGCCCUGACGCCUUCUUCACAACAAUUGAACCUCUCUCCUUGAAGUUCUUGAUGAUCCGAUAAAUGGUUGAUUUAGGUGCAAUCUUACUAGCAGCAAUAUCCUUGACUGUGAAGCCCUUUUUGUGCAAAGCAAUGAUGAAGGCACGUGUUUCCUUGCAGGUAACCAUGGUUAAUAGAGGAAGAACAAUGAUUUCAAGCACCACCCUCCUUUUAAAUUAUUAUUAUUAAUAUUAUUUUAAAGCUUCCAGUCUGUUAUUCUAACUCAAUCAGCAUAACAGAGUGAUCUCCAGCCUUGGCCUCGUCAACACUCUCACCUGUGUUAACGAGAGAAUCACUGACAUGAUGGCAGCUGGUCCUUUUGUGGCAGGGCUGAAAUGCAGUGAAAAUGUUUUUUUGGGAUUAAGUUCAUUUUCAUGGCAAAGAGGGACUUUGCAAUUAAUUGCAAUUCAUCUGAUCACUCUUCAAGACAUUCUUGAGUAUAAGCAAAUUUACAUCAUCAAAACUGAGGCAGCAGACUUUGUGAAAAUUAGUAUUUGUGUCAUUCUCAAAACUUUUGACCACGACUGUGAGGGAAAAAAGUAUUUGAUCCCCUGCUGAUUUUGUACGUUUGCCCACUGACAAAUAAAUGAUCAGUCUAUCAUUUUAAUGGUAGGUUUAUUUGAACAGUGAGAGACCGAAUAACAACAAAAUUAAACAGAAAAACGCAUGUCAAAAAUGUUAUAAAUUGAUUUGCAUUUUAAUGAGGGAAAUAAGUAUUUGACCCCCUCUCAAUCAGAAACAUUUCUGGCUCCCAGGUGUCUUUUAUACAGGUAACGAGCUGAGAUUAGGAGCCCACUCUUAAAGGUAGUGCUCCUAAUCUCAGCUUGUUACCUGUAUAAAAGACACGUCCAUGUAUGCACGCACGACUGUAAGUCGCUUUGGAUAAAAGCGUCUGCUAAAUGGCAUAUUAUUAUUUUAUUUUUAGAAGCAAUCAAUCAAUCAGAUUCCAAACUCUCCACCAUGGCCAAGACCAAAGAGCUCUCCAAGGAUGUCAGGGACAAGAUUGUAGACCUACAAGGCUGGAAUGGGCUACAAGACCAUCGCCAAGCAGCUUGGUGAGAAGGUGACAACAGUUGGUGCGAUUAUUCGCAAAUGGAAGAAACACAAAAUAACUGUCUCCCUCGGCCUAGGGCUCCAUGCAAGAUUUCACCUCGUGGAGUUGCAAUGAUCAUGAGAACGGUGAGGAAUCAGCCCAGAACUACAUGGGAGGAUAUUGUCAAUGAUCUCAAGGCAGCUGGGACCAUAGUCACCAAGAAAACAAAUUGGUAACACACUACGCCGUGAAGGACUGAAAUCCUGCAGCGCCCGCAAGGUCCCCCUGCUCAAGAAAGCACAUAUACAUGCCCGUCUGAAGUUUGCCAAUGAACAUCUGAAUGAUUCAGAGGAGAACUGGGUGAAAGUGUUGUGGUCAGAUGAGACCAAAAUGGAGCUCUUUGGCAUCAACUCAACUCGCUGUGUUUGGAGGAGGAGGAAUGCUGCCUAGAACACCAUCCCCAACGUCAAAUGUGGAGGUGGAAACAUUAUGCUUUGGGGGUGUCUUUCUGCUAAGGGGACAGGACAACUUCACCGCAUCAAAGGGACGAUGGAUGGAGCCAUGUACCGUCAAAUCUUGGGUGAGAACUUCCUUCCCUCAGCCAGGGAAUUGAAAAUGGGUCAUGGAUGGGUAUUCCAGCAUGACAAUGACCCAAAACACAUGGCCAAGGCAACAAAGGAGUGGCUCAAGAAGAAGCACAUUAAGGUCCUGGAGUGGCCUAGCCAGUCUCCAGACCUUAAUCCCAUAGAAAAUCUGUGGAGGGAGCUGAAGGUUUGAGUUGCCAAACGUCAGCCUCGAAACCUUAAUGACUUGGAGAAGAUCUGCAAAGAGGAGUGGGACAAAAUGCCUCCUGAGAUGUGUGCAAACCUGGUGACCAACUACAAGAAACGACUGACCUCUGUGAUUGCCAACAAGGGUUUUGCCACCAAGUACUAAGUCAUGUUUUGCAGAGGGGUCAAAUACUUAUUUCCCUCAUUAAAAUGCAAAUCAAUUUAUAACACUUUUGACAUGCGUUUUUCUGGAUUUUUUUGUUGUUAUUCUGUCUCUCACUGUUCAAAUAAACCUACCAUUAAAAUGAUAGACUGAUCAUUUCUUUGUCAGUGGGCAAACGUACAAAAUCAGCAAUGGAUCAAAUACUUUUUUCCCUCACUGUAUAUGUAUUGCAAUGUGUUGAGAGCUUAAAUAUAGGCUUAUACAGGUGUAUGACAAAGAGAACAUACAUUACUAUUUCAAUUCAUAGGUUGCACCUCCGUCACUGAGUCGCGUCAUGCCAUUGUUAUGAACGUUCUCAACCGGCGGCGCAAUAGUGGUGCCCUAAAGUUGUGAUAAGCCCAGUCAUUCUGGACGGAGACUGUUUAGUCUAAAUUACACUAUAGUGCCUGGAAAUACGAUUACAUUGCUAAAGUAGUCAAAUGUUUAGUAGGAAACAACUUUGCCAGCAUUAUCAUGUCGUCAAAUUUACUUUAGACCAGGGGUGUCAAACUCAUUUUAGCUCAGGGGCCACAUGGAGGAAAAUCUAUCCCCAAGUGGGCCGGACCGGAAAAAUCAUGGUAUAUAUAACUUAAAAACAACAACUUCAGAUUGUUUUCUUUGUUUUAAUACGAUCAACAUACAACAUAAAGCUGGAGCCUGAGGACAGUGUGUCCAAAAUAGUACAAGCACAACAUCACUAUUAAUCAUAAAACACGUCAAGUUUAUUUGAAAAUUCUGAAGAAAAAGAACACACAAACACACAAUGCCUCAGUGAUUAACAGAACUGUUUCACAGAUCACAGAACUAUAUCAGGGUGUCAUUUCUCAGGCAGAAAUGUAGAUAAAAAUAAUGAAAUCCUGUUCCCCAAACAAGUGCAAGAACCACAGAGUCAAGAAUAGGUUAAAUAUAUGAAUAAAAUAAAAUCAAUUAAAAACAAUAGCACAUCAACAUAAAAACAUAUAAACAUAAAGCUGGAGCCUGAGGACAGUGUCCAAAAGCACAACAUCACUAUUAAUCAUAAAACACCUCAAGUUAUUUGAAAGUUCUGAGGACAAAGAACACACAAACACACAAUGCCUCAGUGAUUCACAGAAGUAUAUCACAGAUCACAGAACUAUAUCAGGGUGUCAUUUCUCAGGCAGAAAUGUAGAUAAAAAUAAUGAAAUCCUGUUCCCCAAACAAGUGCAAGAACCACAGAGUCAAGAAUAGGUUAAAUAUACAAAUAAAAUAAAAACAAUUAAAAACAAUAGCACAUCAACAUAAAAACAUAUAAACAUAAAGCUGGAACCUGAGGACAGGGUCCAAAAGCACAACAUCACUAUUAAUCAUAAAACACCUCAAGUUAUUUGAAAGUUUUAUUAUUAUUAUUAUUAUUAUUAUUAUUUUAUUUUUUUAUCAUCUCGCGGGCCGGAUUAAACCCGUUUGCGGGCCUGAUCCAGCCCGCGGGCCGGACGUUUGACACCCCUGCUUUAGACAGAUGGCAAUGUUGUCAUUAGCUAGAAAAGUUUGUCAAAAAUAGCUAGCAAUGCUAACGUUAGCUAGCUAAAAACUAUGGUGACAUCAAAAUGAUGACAAAAGUUUUUCCUACCAAUUAUUUGACUCCUUAUGAAUGGCAUUGUAUUACCAAGCCACUGUAAUGCACUUUUGAUGAAAUCUUCAUAGGCGCUCAUUGACGAUGCAUUGAGUAGAUUGCUCAGUUGGGCAUCAGUACAAAACAAACGUUCAAAACAAUAUUGUGACAAAACAUGCAACCUAUGAAUAGGAGUACUCAGGUAAUGUUAGUCCUGGAUAAAUAUUAGUAUGCCAGAGCUGCAGUAAGGUCACCACUGAUCCCAUCUCUGUCAGUUACUAUGGAGUUAUAGACUAGAAGAACUAGGUACUGGUUUCAGAAGUAUUUCCCAAGACAACUAUUCAAUAGUGUUAAGAAGUAUUAGGUUCCAAUACUUUAUAAGUAGAAAUGUAACCUGUUUUAUAUGAAAAGCAACAUCAUUAUAUAAGAUUUCUUAUGAUGGAUUGUUGAAAUAAAAUAAUUACAGGGGGAACAUCUAAAUGGCUUGACCUGCGUUGUUCUGGUACCGGUUCCGACUGACAGUUUUGCUUAUAAAUCGAUCUGUGGACACCGUAAAUCGAAAUGGCUUGCAUUGAGAGGUAGCCCUGAUUCUCACGGACAAAUGAGUAUAUAAUCUACCGCCUGUGUGAAGUAGGAUGUGAAAUCUGACACCACUUGAAGCUGGGAUGUCCCUCCUACUAUUCCAUUCACUCUACCAUCAAUUCCUGACUGAGCCCUAUGUCACAGCCACUGAUAAAGCACAUACCUGCAAUCCUUACACAUACCUGCAAUCCUUACAGAGCAGCAGGAGAGAGGGAUUUCUAGCACAUUCAGAGAUUGAUUUAUAGCAAUAUUAAUAUGAGAUGAAAGGCGAGUUCCUAACGAGUUCAGGAAGCCAAGCUCGAGCUCUGUGUGACUUUCACAGCGGCAGGGGAAAUACUUUUUGAUCAAGAGAGACCUUUAGAAAAUGUGCACAUUUUCUCUAACACUAAACUUACAAAUAUGUAUUUUAUAGUUCUAAGGAGGGUGAAAUCUUAUAGUUAGUCGUUUUAUAAUUUGAUUAUACUACAUUUAGAAAUCAUAUAAGUCAUUUCAAGCCUUAUUCAUAGAGUUUUGUUGAAUUGGAAAUACAUAUAACAUAUUUGUAUCAUAUUUAUACUAAAUAAUUACUUUUGGGGAUUACGCAGAUUACAUUUUAGAUUACAUUUAGUUACAUUUAACUGGUUUUAAAUCCCACUGGGCACAGACGUCAUUCAACGUCUAUUCCACGUUGGUUCAACAUCAUUUAAUUGAAAUGAUGUGGAAACAACGUUGAUUCAACCAGUGUGUGCCAUGUGGUGUGUUUCUCAUGUCUGUAAUACAUUUGUUAACCCAAAAUUGUGAUGAAAAUUCCAACUUUAUUGCGAAUACCAGUGGUAAAUGAAUUUGUUUCACCCAUCUGUUUUGUUUGUCACCAGUUGGUCUUGUGUCUAGUACGUUGUGUGAAACUGACCACCUAACCUGACAAGAGCAAAGGGAAAAUUGUAAUGGAAACUUGAUUGUGAAUGCCAACUUUAUUGCGAAUGCCAGUGGGAAAUGAAUUUGUUUGACCCAUCUGUUUUUGUAUGUCAUCAGUUGGUCUUGUGCCUAGGUAGGUGUGUGAAACUGACCACCUGACCUGACAAGAGCAAUGCCUAGUUCUUUUCAGACAUAGUGAAAAGUAACCUUUCUUCCAUCCUGUUCUUUCAGUCUCUUUGAUGAAGUCGAAAUAUGAUAGUUUUCAAAUUCAUAGUAACAAAAUGGCCGCCAUGCUGUCACAGUGUCUCACAGACGGAUUUCCUUAAUACUAACCUCUCUCCCACCUUCUCCUCCUUCCCUCAGCUACAGUGAAGUCGCGUAGCUGCAGCCAUGCCGGAGUGUUCCACGUGGAGGGAGAAGUUCGCUACUCAUUGACCUUUGACCUGGCCAAGAAGCUGUGUGAGAGACUGGGUGCCACCAUUGCCAGUGGGGAACAGGUCAUCGAGGCACAUGCCCGAGGCCUAGAGACCUGCAGGUGAGGUCACACCUCUCUUCAUGACAAGAGAGCCUCCGCUUAGGAACCGCAGGAUGUGCCUUAUCAAAGGGUAAACAACGGCUGAUUCAAAGGAAGGAGAUCAGCAAGAUGUUUCCCUGAGACUAAUGGUCCUGUUCAAAUAUUCACACUAGCAUACCUCUUAGAAUCAAGCUAUGUAUUGAGCAUGUGUUUGUGGUAUGCUAGUAUGGCCAUUGAAACAUACGUGUGAAUCCCUUCUGUAAGUGUUUUUUAACAAGUUCAUAGUAGGCUUAUCAUUCAUUGAAUGACCUCCUCUAAAUCAAAAACAACCCUGCUGAAAGAAAAGCAUAGACCAGCAUAUGAUGGUGACUAGUGCUGGUUUUGCUGGUAAUCAGCCUUCGUUGUAUUUUGGACACUGGUAUGCUGGUGACCAGAUUAUAGUAGUAGUUGAUAAAAUGUUUUAAAGUGUAGGCCAUACUUUGCAGCUAAAAGCUGAAUUGCAGUACACGGCACAUACAAGUAAACAAAUCUCAAAACACUUGAAAAGCAAAAACAUCAAUAAAAAAUAUGAUUGACAUGAGUAAUACAGUAGGUCUGGACUAUAAAGUUCUCAGUACGUUACUUCAAGCCUCCAACAGAUGGAGCGACAGUCAAUAGCACAACGUUUGAGCAGAGGGAGGUGCAGGUGAUCAACAGGACGUCCGGGGGCAGGCAGGUAGCUCAAGGAGUCUCGCCGUCUGUGUCUUCUCUGUAGCGGUAGGACAAUUGUAGAACGAGAUGCAGUUUGUAUUUUAGCUCCACAUGCAGUCAGGAUUCAGUCCACUCAUAACUUUGGAGAAAUGCUCUUGAGCAAUGAAUUCCUCACUGCCAACUUGCCACUGCAUUGUAGUCCCCCUCUUGGAUCAAGUAGACCAUAGAAACAUCCAAACGUAGGCUGAUGUAUUGAAAUCAAAACAACAAGCAGCUAGCAUUGUUAGCUAGCUAUCUUGAAAAGCUGGUUUGCGAUUUAUUCUUGGGAAGGAUUCUUUGAUUUGUUUAUCCAGACUAAAUCUAUACUCAUUUGGCUAUUCAAAAACAAAAAUAACGUAAAAUGAUUCAUACAAAAGACCCCAUAAAAUUAUUAAAUAUUUACAAAAUAUACAGGAGCUCUCUGUCUAGGCUGCUAAUAUAGCGCCAUGGCAACUGUACAACUUAUGCUGGUGACGCUGAUAUGCUGAUGACCAGCACAAACUGGUCACCAGAAAAACCAGCAUAAAAGUGCUUAAUUAUUUAAGACAAUACAUUACAUAUCACAGGGCCUUACUUAUCAGGCCUGCCAGUCACAUUAUUCUGGCUUGCAGAGUUACAUUUAAUUCAUAUUGGUAUCCAGCCAGAGUGGGGAUAUUCAACAAUUGGAACUGUUGUUCACCCACAAUUGAAACAAAAAAAUCCUAAAAUCUAACUGCAAUAGAGGAUGCUGGAAAAUGUGAUAAUGAUGGGCGUGGUUUUGCCAGCUAGACCAUGCUGGUCAGACCAGCUUGACCAGCUAGACCAUGCUGGACCAGCUUGGUUACCAGCAUCACCAGCUUAACCAGCUAGUUGGCCAUCCUUACCAGCUAGAUCAUGCUGGUCAGACCAGCACUGGACCAGCUUGGAAGUUAUGCGGGUCUAUGCUGUUUGUUUGUUUUUUGCAGGGAAAAUGGUAACGGUCAUUUUAUGAUUACGGAGCCUUGUACCGUGUUCCUUAUCUCAACUUAAACACUGCUAGUAGUAUUGAUUUACUUUGUCAAUACAAAUGAUUGUUUAACUUCAUUGACGUUUAAUCUCCUAUUUAGAUCAAGUACAGAAAAUAAAAAGUAUUGUGUUAUCUUGCUUCACCUCUACUUUAACUAUAUUAUUUUUUACCUAUAUUUCACAUACAUCUUGAGUAUUGCUGAUGAUUCUGUUGUGUAAGCUACAAACACUCUAAAGCUAAUGGCUAAUGUACUACAGUGGCUUGUGAAAGUAUUCACCCCACAUGGCAUUUUUCCUAUUCUGUUGCCAUUCUGAGAUCAUCAUAUCAAUGACAAGGCUAACUGAGUACUCAUCCCACUACAGGCACGACAUGAUGUCCAGUAGCUGAUAUUCAAAUGAUACUCAACUGUACCCAGAGGGGUAGGAACGCCUGAAUGUUGAUGCUGUUCAAUAACUACAGUGGCUUGCGAAAGUAUUCACCCCCCUUGGAAUGUUUCCUAUUUUGUUACCUUACAACCUGGAAUUAAAAUGGAUUUUGGGGGGGUUUGUAUCAUUUGAUUUACACAACAUGCCUACCACUUUGAAGAUGCAAAAUAUUUUUUCUGUGAAAAAAACAAGAAAUAAGACAAAAAAACUGAAAACUUGAGCGUACAUAAAUAUCCCCCACCAAUGUCAAUACUUUGCAGAGCCACCUUUUGCAGCAAUUACACAUGCAAGUCUCUUGGGGUAUGUCUCUAUAGGCUUGGCACAUCUAGCCACUUGGAUUGUUGCCCAUUCUUCAAGGCAAAACUGCUCCAGCUCCUUCAAGUUGGAUGGGUUCUGCUGGUGUACAGCAAUCUUUAAGUCAUACCAUAGAUUCUCAAUUGGAUUGAGGUCUGGGCUUUGACUAGGCCAUUCCAAGACGUUUAAAUGUUUCCCCUUCAACCACUCAAGUGUUGCUUUAGCAGUAUGCUUAGGGUCAUUGUCCUGCUGGAAGGUGAACCUCCGUCCCAGUCUCAAAUCUCUGGAAGACUGAAACAGGUUUCCCUCAAGAAUUUCCAUGUAUUUAGCGCCAUCCACCAUUCCUUCAAUUCUGACCAGUUUCCCAGUCCCUGCCGAUGAAAAACAUCCCCAAAGCAUUAUGCUACCAGCACCAUGCUUCACUGUGGGGAUGGUGUUCUCGGGGUGAUGAGAGGUGUUGGGUUUGCGCCAGACAUAGGGUUUUCCUUGAUGGCCAAAAGCUAAAUUUUAGUCUCAUCUGACCAGAGUACCUUCUUCCAUAUGUUUGGGGAGUCUCCCACAUGGCUUUUGGCAAACACCAAAUGUGUUUGCUUAUUUUUUUCUUCAAGCAAUGGCUUUUUUUCUGGCCACUCUUCCAUAAAGCCCAGCUCUUUGGAGUGUACGGCUUAAAGUGGUUCUAUGGACAGAUUCUCCAAUCUCCGCUGUGGAGCUUUGCAGCUCCUUCAGGGUUAUCUUUGGUCUCUUUGUUGCCUCUCUGAUUAAUGCCCUCCUUGCCUGGCCCUUGAGUUUUGGUGGGCGGCCCUCUCUUGGCAGGUUUCUUGUGGUGCCAUAUUCUUUCCAUUUUUUAAAUAAUGGAUUUAAUGGUGCUCCGUGGGAUGUUCAAAGUUCCAGAUAUUAUUUUAUAUCCCAACCCUGAUCUCUACUUCUCCACAACUUUGUCCCUGACCUGUUUGGAGAGCUUGGUGCCGCUUGCUUGGUGGUGCCCCUUGCUUAGUGGUGUUGCAGACUCUGGGGCCUUUGAGAACAGCUGUAUAUAUACUGAGAUCAUGUGACAGAUCAUGUGACACUUAGAUUGCACACAGGUGGACUUUAUUUAACUAAUUAUGUGACUUCUGAAGGUAAUUGGUUGCACCAGAUCUUAUUUAGGGGCUUCAUAGCAAAGGGGGUGAAUUCAUAUGCACGCACCACUUUUCCGUUAUUAAUUUUUUAGAAUUUUUGGGAACAAGUUAUUUUGGUAAUUUCACUUCACCAAUUUGGACUAUUUUGUGUAUGUCCGUUACAUGAAAUCCAAAUAAAAAUCUAUUCAAAUUACAGGUUGUAAUGCAACAAAAUAUGAAAAACGCCAAGGGGGAUGAAUACUUUUGCAAGGCACUGUAUGCCUUAUUGCCUGCGUCCGUAAUGGGUCCACGAUCAAACGACCACCCCUCAUCACUGUCAAGCGCUCCCUAUAACACUUUAGCGAGCAGGCCUUUCUAAUUUACCUGGCCCGGGUAUCCUGGAUGGAUAUUGACCUCAUUCCGUCAGUAGAGGAUGCCUGGUUGUUCUUUAAAAGUGCUUUCCUCUCAAUCUUAAAUAAGCAUGCCCCAUUCAAAAAAUUCAGAACUAAGAACAGAUAUAGCCCCUGGUUCUCCUCAGACUUGACUGCCCUUGACCAGCACAAAAACAUCCCGUGGCGUACUGCAUUAGCAUCGAACAGUCCCCGCGAUAUGCAACUUUUUAGGGAAGUCAGGGACCAAUAUACACAAUCAGUUAGGAAAGCAAAGGCUAGCUUUUUCAAAAAGAAAUUUGCAUCCUGUAGCACUAACUCCAAAAAGUUUUGGGACACUGUAAAGUCCAUGGAAAAUAAGAGCACCUCCUCCCAACUGCCCACUGCACUGAGGCUAGGAAACACUGUCACCACCGAUAAAUCUACAAUAAUCGAGAAUUUCAACAAGCAUUUUGCUACGGCUACCACUACCCCGGCCACGAGCUCUGCACCCUCCACUUCAACUUGUCCAUGCCCCCCCCCCCCCCCCCCCCCCCCCUUCUCCUUCACACAAAUUCAGACAGCUGAUGUUCUGAAAGAGCUAAAAAAUCUGGACACCUACAAAUCAGCUGGGCUAGACAAUCUGGACCCUUUCUUUCUAAAAUUAGCCGCCGAAAUUGUUGCAACCCCUAUUACUAGCCUGUUUAACCUCUCUUUCGUAACGUCUGAGAUCCCCAGAGAUUGGAAAGCUGCCGCAGUCAUCCCCCUCUUCAAAGGGGGUGACACUCUAAAUCCUAACUGUUAUAUAUCUAUAUCCAUCCUGCCCUGCCUUUCGAAAGUAUUUGAAAACCAAGUUAACAAACAGAUCACCGACCAUUUCGAAUCCCACCGUACCUUCUCCGCUAUGCAAUCCGGUUUCCGAGCUGGUCAUGGGUGCACCUCAGCCACGCUCAAGGUCCUAAACGAUACUAUAAACACGAUCGAUAAAAGACAGUACUGCGCAGCUGUCUUCAUCGACCUGGCCAAGGCUUUCGACUCUGUCAACCACCGCAUUCUUAUUGGCAGACUAAAUAGCCUUGGUUUCUCUAAUGACUGCCUCACCUGGUUCACUAACUACUUCUCAGAUAGAGUUCAAUGUGUCAAAUCGGAGGGCCUGUUGUCUGGACCUCUGGCCGUCUCUAGGGGCGUGCCACAGGGUUCAAUUCUCGGGCCGACUCUAUUCUCUGUGUAUAUCAAUGAUGUCGCUCUUGCUGCUGGUGACGCUCGGUUCCACCUCUAUGCGAACGAAACCAUUUUGUAUACAUCUGGCCCUUCAUUGGACACUGUGUUAACAAACCUCCAGACGAGCUUCAAUGCCAUACAACACUCCUUCCGUAGCCUCCAACUGCUCUUAAACAGUAGUAAAACUAAAUGCAUGCUCUUCAACCGAACACUGCUUGCACCCGCCCACCCGACUAGAAUCACUACUCUCGGCGGGUCUGACCUAGAGUAUGUGGACAACUACAAAUAUCUAGGUGUCUGGUUAGACUGUAAACUCUCCUUCCAGACUCACAUUAACCAUCUCCAAUCAAAAGUUAAAUCUAGAAUUGGAUUCCUAUUUCGCAACAAAGCCUCCUUCACUCAUGCUGCCGAACAUGCCCUCGUAGAACUGACUAUCCUACCGAUCCUUGACUUCGGCGAUGUCAUUUACAAAAUAGCCUCCAACACCCUACUCAGCAAAUUGGAUGUAGUCUAUCACAGUGCCAUCCGUUUUGUCACCAAAGCCCCAUAUACUACCCACCAUUGUGACCUGUACGCUCUUGUUGGCUGGCCCUCACUACAUAUUAGUCGCCAAACCCACUGGCUCCAGGUCAUCUAUAAAUCACUGCUAGGCUAAUCCCCGUCUUAUCUUAGCUCACUGGUCACCAUAGCAACACCCACCCGUAUUCUGCGCUCCAGCAGGUAUAUCUCACUGGUCAUCCCCAAAGCCAACACCUCCUUUGGCUGCCAUUCCUUCCAGUUCUCUGCUGCCUAUGACUGGAACGAACUGCAAAAAUGUCUGAAGCUGGAGACACUUAUCUCCCUCACUAACUUUAAGCAUCAGUUGUCAGAGCAGCUUACCGAUCACUGCACCUGUACACAGCCUUUCUGAAAUUACCCCACCCAACUACCUCAUCCCCAUAUUGUUAUUUAUUAUGCACCCCAGUAUCUCUAUUUGCACAUAUAAUACAUUCCAGUAUUAUACGAAAUUGUAACUAUUUUGCACUAUGGCCUAUUUAUUGCCUUACCUCCAUAACUUACUACAUUCGCACACACUGUAUAUAUUUUUUCGGUUGUAUUUUUGACUUUGUUUGACAUAUGUAACUCUGUGUAGUUGUUUUUAUCGCACUGCUUUGCUGUAUCUUGGCCAGGUCGCAGUUGUAAAUGUGAACUUGUUCUCAACUGGCUUACCUGGUUAAAUAAAGGUGAAAUAGAAAAAUUAAAUAAAAUAGCAAUUGGAUCUUAAAUGCUAUUUGCCGUUUGAUUCUAGAUAUGGUUGGAUCAGCAACGGAAACACCACCAUCCUCAGACAAAAGGCCCACGUUAACUGUGCCAACAACAUGACUGGAGUCUUCUACCAUCAUGCGAAUGCAGACCAACCCUUUGAUGCCUUCUGUUUCAAUGCAUCAGGUGAGUUUCUAUUUACAUAUUGACCAGGGCCCGGUUUCCCAAAAGUAUGUUAAGGCUAAGAUAAUUGUUAGAACCUUUGUAGGAGCACCGUUAAAUCUCAGAGCUGUUUCCCAAAACUAUUGUUACUAAAGUUGAACUUGAAAAUGGUCAUUAAUUACCGACUGUGUUACAAACCCCGUGCCUUUAAACGUCUAGGGUGGAUGGACAAGAGACCCGUAACAUAAUUAAUGCAAAUUAGAAUCGUGACAUGGAACAGUGAGAACAAAAACUACACGACAACCAUAAACUACCGUCAAACAUAAAAUGUUUAUUUUUGAACACACAGUAAAGGUUUGGGAAAAAGGGCUGAGCAGGACCCAAGAAAUGAAACAAUAGUGUAAAAAAAACCUAAACAGAUCUUGCCUGCCUCAAGAACCGCUAAGCUACUGCUAAUCAUACAAAAAUUACAGUGGGUGGUCCGCUCAGGUCUAACUAGUGUUUUUAGACAGUUUUCUUCCUACGGGUAAUGUAUGCCCAAGGGCAACUUGCUUAAAUUCCCCUUUUCCCAGAAACACACAACAAAGUUACCAAACAGAGUAACCAGCAAAUGAGUGAGUACACAAAACACAGGACACCACAGUAUCCAUACUCACAUACGGAAAAUAGUCUCUCUCUACAAACACAACUGACUGGCUUUUAAACAAUGGGAUGUGUGAUUGAAAAACCAGAAACAGGUGGUGCAAUGCAGAGGAAUGUCCACUGAUUGGUCCACCUCAGCAAUCAGCAGACACCCCAACGACCACCAAUCAGGAACAUACAGGACACCUGUGAUUAGGGCAGAAGGAGAGGAAAAACACAAACAGACACAGGAUACCUGUAUCCGUGACAGACUGCCUCAGACCACUCAUAGAACAGCGCGUCAAGAGAUGCAUUUUUGCCCUUCAUUUUAAUGACAUAUAAAGCUGGUCUUCUUUUUAAACAAUCCUUAUUAAGAGCUGUAAUUUUAUUUUAAGAAACUGCAGAUUAUCAGAUUUUUUUUCUGUUUUGUCCUCCGUUAUGUGAGUGAUUUAUACACAGAAGUUCUCCGCAAAACAUAGAAUCAAGAUGUUUAUCUGUCUCUGUUAAUGCUGAUAACUUCAGAACGAAGUUGACUAGGCUUACAAAUACAAAGUUGCCAAUGUCUUUGCAAUUGUUACAAACAAGUGAAGGAUACAAAUAUGCUUCAAAUGAAAACUGAGAUGACUGCAUUAAAAUAUAAAUACAUUAUAGGAUACAUUGUCCGUAGGCCUAUAUAUUUAACUAAUAUUAAAAUCUAUUUCAUGUUCAACUGAGUUCUAUUUUGCUAAUUGUAGGCUACUGUCUGUAAUUUAUCCUCAAUAUGUUUCAUGAUGUGUAACAAAAUGUGCGGAAUGAUGUGCCAAAUUUGUGAUUUAGUGCAUUUUUUAAGGUAAGCAUAAGAAAAAGCAGCAAUAUUUGCACCCAUAUAGGUGAUAAUAUUUCUCUAGGAGCUGAUCCAUCGUCAGUAUUGUGGAAUAAUUCUAAUGUUAAGGUGGAUUUUAAUGUAGAAAGCUGAUCCAAAAUUAGUGCUGCCUUUCUUCCGAUCUAUCAGUAUCGACACAUGCACCAACGACCACUUAGUGAAAGUUCUCCCUACGUGGUGAUUUGGGAAAUGCAUGUGAGUUAUUCGGACGUUACUGGAAUGCACUUGUAAGCAUAAGUUCCAUCGCUAUCCGGAAACCGGCCUAGAUUUGGCAUAAUGAUCCGUAAAAAACACACAUAAAUCUUAAUGACUCUUGCCAUCCUCGACGUUCUUCGAACUUGGACUGUAACAUAUGCUGAAGACAAUUACAUAUUUAUGGUUUGUUUCUGAUCCCUGAUCCCAACCUCUGUUUUUGACAGAUUUGGCUGACAAGAACUGUGAUGCGGCCAUCAACCCUGAAUCAACAGGACCAGAGAGUGUUCAGGUGACAGAUGGAGACCUUGCUUCAGAUGCUGCAGGUCAGUCCUGUCUUUUUCACCAUCCACAUCAUCAACACCACAAUCAAUAGAAUCAUCAAAAUCAUAACAUUUUCUGUCUCCUCUGUAUUUCAUACAUUAUGCCAUUCCGCGGCUUCACUUUGAUUUGAUUUAUUAGGAUCCCCAUUAGCCGAUGCCAAUGGCGACAGCUAGUCUUACUGGGGUCCGACACAUAACGAAAAAUACAUUACAGACAAAAUACUUUACAAUUUAACAUGUAAUGUGUGUGUGCAUCUAUCAAUUACACAUACUGUACAUGUCAGUACAUACCAGUGGCGGCUCCUGAAAAAAUUCUCAGGGGGGGCAAUUUUUCUGAUGAUUUAGGUGACCUACACACAUUUAAAAAAAGAUAUGUCCAGCAACAACAUGAAGACAGGGGCAGCAUAUAAGUCAAUACCAGAAGCAUUUAUUGACUGAUCUCAAAAGUGUUGGCUUACCAGGGUUGGUGGAGCCCUCAGUUUCAUCUUUGCCUCGCAAAGCUAACUCAAACACUCCGCAAAACUUCACACACUGGAUUAGCCGGCUGAGGAUGUGGCGGUUCUUGCUAAUGUCGUAGUAAAUAUAUUUGUUAUAGUGAAUAUGGAAUAUGAUAUGUUGAGUAAAAUGUUGUGCUAAGAUCUAUUUAGGUCAGGAGCUGGUUAUAAGUUCUGUUCCUAUCCAAUAACAAUGGACAAAAGGGUCCUAUCUUGUCAGCCUUGUCAGUUUCAGUUCUCCAGUAAACUUGUGAUUAUCAACACUAACCUCAUCGUUGUGGCGGCGGACAGCUAGCCUGUAUCCCUCAUCCAGUUGAGUGGGAAUGUUCACUCUCCCCAAAGCAGACAAUCUCAAACAGGUAUCCAUGUGGGUCUUUGACAGCUCAUGUUUCUUAAUCUUUCCUGAAAGAUGGUGCAUGUCCGUUACACACCAGUCGCUAUCCAAGCGGUGCUGUCUGCCGUGCCACCUUCAGGGUGAAAGAGUAAGCAGGGGGUAGCAGAAGACUGCAUUAGCUACAUCGCAGCCUGCUAGCCAGGUUUUUCGUUCGUACCAAUUUUUGGAAAAUCCUCGGGUGUAGGACUUCCCCCCUUUAGUAGAAACCUGUUGAAUUAUUAAAUUUGGUCUGGGAGGUCCUAAUUGUUUCGUUGCCAAUUUAUCUUCAUUUGUUCGCCGACAAAAAGGAACUUCUUUCAAAGACACAAUCGAGUUGCACUGAAGCCUAGCCAUUUUGACAGUAAUAGUGAAUUGAUUGACGCUGCUACCCGCUCUUUUCUUAGUUACGUUCAUGGUUAUGUUACGUAUGACGAAAGCGCGUAAGUGCAAGCCCUCAGAAACCCAUAGAGAUUGUAUUGAAAGCUCUGAUAUUUGAAAAAAAUAGAUUUUACAUGGGAGUCUAUGACAGACUUCUGGGCGAUUUUCAACCUGACUGAAAUCGCCCCAAAAGGGGGUGGGGGCCAUUUGAAGCACGACUUUAGCCUGAUUGGACAUUUAGUGGCACUGUGGCAGAUCAGACGUCUAGAUUACAACACUGAUAACUACUGUUGCCGUGAUAUAAUUGAUUAGAAAAAAAAUCCCUUCCUUUUCCCGUUUGGCAGUGCGUCGCCCAUAUCGCCCUAUUGAACACACCGCCCCUGGUACAUACACACAACAAGUAGCUCACAUGGGUUAGAGGCAUUGUGCCAUGAGGUGUUGCUUUAUUUGUUUUUUGAAACCAGGUUUGCUGUUCACUUGCGCUAUAUACGAUGGAAGGGAGUUCCAUGCACUCAUGGCUCUGUAUAAUACUGUAUGUUUCCUUGAAUGUGUUCUGGACCUGGGGACUGUGAAUAGACCCCUGGUGGCAUGUCUGGUGGGGUAAGUGUGUGUGUCAGUGCUGUGUGUCAGUUGACUAUUCAAACAAUUUGGAAUUUCCAACACAUUAAUAUUUCUUAUAAAAACAAGUGACGCAGUCAGUCUUUCCUCAACUCUUAGCCAAGAGCGACUGGCAUGCAUAGUAUUAAUAUGUUAGCCCUUUGAUUACAAUGAAGAGCUCGACGUGUCACUCUUUUCUGGGCCAGCUGCAGCUUAACUAGGUCUUUCUUUGCAGCACUUGACAAUAUGACAGGACAAUAAUCAAGAUAAGAUCCAACUAGAGCCUGCAGGACUUUGUGGAGUGUGGUGUCAAAAAAGCAGAGCAUCUCUUUAUUACAGACAGACCUCUCCCCAUCUUUACAACCAUUGAAUCUAUAUGUUUUGACCAUGACAUUUUACAGUAUAAGGUAACACCAAGUAAUUUAGUCUCCUCAGCUUGUUCAACAGCCACACCAUUCAUUACCAGAUUCAGCUGAUGUCUAGAACUUAGGGAAUGAUUUGUACCAAAUACAAUGCUCUUAGUUUUAGAGAUGUUCAGGACCAGUUUAUUAUUUGCCACCCCAUUCCAAAACAGACUUCAACUCUUUGUAAAGGGUUUCAGUUACUUCCUUAGCUGUGGUUGCUGAUGCGUAUAUGGUUGAAUCAUCAGCAUACAUGGACACACACGCUUUGUUUAAUGCCAGUGGCAGUUCAUUGAUAAAAAUAGAAAAGAUUAGAGGACCUAGAGAGCUGCCCUGCGGUACACCACACUUGUUUGACAUUAGAGAAACUUGCGUUAAAGAAAACCCUCUGAGAUCUAUUAGAUAGAUAGCUCUGAAUCCACGAUAUGGCAGAGGUUGAAAAGCCAUAACACAUACAGUGCAUUCGGAAAGUAUUUAGGCCCCUUGACUUUUUCCACAUUUUGUUACGUUACAGCCUUAUUCUAAAAUGGAUUACAUUACAGGUAUCGUUACUAUUAAUCAAGUAUGACAAUUGGAUUAUUUUUCCACCACUGUGUACUGUACAUGUCUUCACAUGUUCCUCUUAUCUACUGUAGGACGGAGGAGUUCCAUGGAGCAAAGUUCAACUAUGGGACAUUACACAUUUACCACGCACUGUACUGGAUGUCACUGUCAUAUGUAGUGUACAUAUGACGAAGGUCAUACAAACGUAUUACACAAUAGAAGCUCAGUCUUGAAAGGUAAAAAGGGAAAUAGAUAUGAUUCCUAUCUCAACAUAUUUUAUAUGAUAUGACUAAUUGGUAAUGGGAUCUUCAAUGUCUUCAUUUUCUACAGAAACAUUACAGUAAAUUAUGUCAUGGGUGACAUAAUGGCUGUCAAAAGAUAGCCGUGAUAUCCCUUAUCACUGUGAUGAUAUCCACUGGGACAGUGUCACAGGCCAGGCAGACUUGUCAGACACAAACAAAAGUUAUCAAUCUCACACCUGAUAGGCUAUUUAUCUCUAUGUCAAGUACAUGGCUGUCACUCUAGUCUCCACUCACUUCCUUCACUUCUCCAUUCCUUUAUGCUAAUCACUGAUCUAUAUGUGAUUGGACAGGUGAAAGCAUGGCUACCAUCCCAUUGCUUUCACCAAUCCAACCUUGACAGAUCUGGGAUAACCUCAUGGAACGAGUGAAAGAAGGAUGUUUCUUGUUUUGUGAACAAUUGUAUGUCUAAAGUAUCAGAACCAGACACCACAGCAGUGGUGAAGGACCAGGACCAGAGAAAGCCAGAGGCCACAGAGACAGCCCCAGAGGAUGGAGCCCAGCCUGAGGCCCGCGUCAACCUCAAGCCUGACUCCCAGAACACCACCUCCGCCCCUGGGGAAGAGAGAGCCGAGAGCACCACUGAGUUACUGGAAGAAGUGGGCACAGCCCAGCCUGCACCCACAGAGGCCAGCUCAGAGGAGGCAGCAGCAGUGGCUGAGGGUGAUGCUUCAGAGGGGGCAGCCACAGAGAGCCCUGCCGGGGAGGAAGAGCAGGCUGAGGGAGAUGAGACCCAGGCAGCCAGCCCCACUAAGCAACCUGAGGUGGAGGUCAAUGAGAUGGAAAUGAACACUGGGUCUGGGAUGCUGCCUACUGGCUCAGAGGAGCAGGGGGCCUCUUCUAUGGCACCACCUGUUAAAGAGCCAGAAGAACCACAGGGCCCGGCCAGCGAGGAGGAUGUACAGGAGAACGAGGUGGAAGUAGAAGGUAAGGAAAGACUCUGUUUGUAACAUACAUAAUAUUACAUACAGAAUGCUGUUUUUUGCUUUGUUGUUCAGUUUGGUAUCUUGAAGAAAAUGAUGACAAUUUAUUUAAUUCAAAGAGCACACUUUAAAAUACAAAUACAUUUCAAGUAAAUCAUCUCUCAUGUCAGAACAGUAAAACAUAAAAUCUAUAAAACACGUGUUUGUCAUAGGAUUGCUGUGACAGGAUGACAGCUCACCACCACAAAGCUUCCCCUGAGCCUAAAAAAGCAGUGUGGUUUGUGUGAAUACCUUGUUCCUCUUUAGACACCUGGUGACACCACAGAGAGAGAAAUGUGGUGGGCUGUUGUUAGGAAGCCUAAACUAAAGACACACUCUAUGUUUAUAUCCAAUAUCAUGUUUAGCCUCCCAUAAAUAUAUUUUGCAGCCUUUUUUUUUUUACAAAAAUAAAAUCACCUUCAAAAACAUUGACAAAUCUCCAUGAUGAAACCUUUAAUACUAUAACAUGAAUCUAUAAUAAAAAAUUAUCCUAAAAGUUGUACAACACUUUUAAAGAUGUAUCAACUGAACAUCUUCAGUUGGACUGGACGGAACAGUCGUAUCAUUAAUCAAUGCCAUGUAAUAACUGGCAGAGUCCAGCCAGAAUCACUAAAACACAUCACUAUAUAAUAUCACUACUCUUCUCUGUCCAUACUGUACUUCUGUACUGUUUCCAAGGCGACUCAAACAUUUAGUGCUUUGAAGGUGAUUCAUUUAGUCAUAUGAAUCUCUAAAUAUACAUCUGCAUGUGCGUCAUUCUCCUCAAAACUUAUGUCAAGACGCAUUCUCAUGCAAUCUCUAAUACAGUCUUCUCUGACUGUUAAAAGUUUAUAUUCAAAAAGUGAAGAGCAUAACUAACACCAUAUUUACCUGUUAAAACUGAAUGACCUUUUGACAUUAAGAACUAUCUCUAAAAUUUUUGGGAAGUACUGUCUCUGAGAACUUGAGAAGGAUUCUUGAAACAGAUGACCUACCACACACACAAAACAAAGUUUGGUCCGACUCUGGAAAGUUAGAGAACUAACCUUGCCCCCUGGUGUUGGGGUGUAAAAAAGAUUGUGGAUUAAAACUCAGAACCCUCACUUCAAUUUCCACUGAUGUUUGUAGCUCACUAUCUUUGUACAUUUAGUGUUAUAUAAGACAUCUGGUAAUAGUUAUAAAAGCUAUAUCCCACUUUAUAGAAACAUUUUCAAGUGCAAGGAAUCAUUUGCAUUUGCAUAGUCAGCUCUGGUUGCUGAAAUAAGAAGCUAAAAUCCAAAAGGUAAAGCUUUUAUUUUGAUUACACUCCGAUUCACCACCAUUCAUGAAAACAUACUCCACACAGACUUGAAAGUUUGUCGUUCUGUGUGUGUCCUCUGUGGAGUUUGUUUGAAGAGGGCUCCCCCUGUUGUUACCAGAUGAGGGAGGAAGAGAGGAGCACUGCUACACUACUGACAGUGCCACAGAAUGACUCUUCUUACAAUUCUGCAUCUGCACUGGUUCAAAUUCGAAAUGCUUUACAUGACCUCUCUGCAUAAAUGGUUUAAUAUAAAACAUUUAUGGUACUGCUGUGCACCACUGAGCUAUAUACAGUGGGGAGAACAAGUAUUUGAUACACUGUCAAUUUUGCAGGUUUUCCUACUUACAAAGCAUGUAGAGGUCUGUAAUUUUUAUCAUAGGUACACUUCAACUGUGAGAGACGGAAUUUAAAACAAAAAUCCAGAAAAUCACAUUGUAUGAUUUUUAAGUAAUACAUUUGCAUUUAAUUGCAUGACAUAAGUAUUUGAUCACCUACCAACCAGUAAGAAUUCCGGCUCUCACAGACCUGUUAGUUUUUCUUUAUGAAGCCCUCCUGUUCUCCACUCAUUACCUGUAUUAACUGCACCUGUUUGAACUCGUUACCUGUAUAAAAGAUACCUGUCCAAACACUCAAUCAAACACACUCCAACCUCUCCACAAUGGCCAAGACCAGAGAGCUGUGUAAGGACAUCAGGGAUUCAAUUGUAGACCUGCACAAGGCUGGGAUGGGCUACAGGACAAUAGGCAAGCAGCUUGGUGAGAAGGCAACAACUGUUGGCGCAAUUAUUAGAAAAUGGAAGAAGUUCAAGAUGACGGUCAAUCACCCUCGGUCUGGGGCUCCAUGCAAGAUCUCACCUCAUGGGGCAUCAAUGAUCAUGAGGAAGGUGAGGGAUCAGCCCAGAAUUACACGGCAGGACCUGGUCAAUGACCUGAAGAGAGCUGGGACCACAGUCUCAAAGAAAACCAUUAGUAACACACUAUGCCGUCAUGGAUUAAAAUCCUGCAGCGCACGCAAGGUCCCCCUGCUCAAGCCAGCGCAUGGCCAGGCCCGUCUGAAGUUUGCCAAUGACCAUCUGGAUGAUCCAGAGAAGGAAUGGGAGAAGGUCAUGUGGUCUGAUGAGACAAAAAUAGAGCUUUUUGGUCUAAACUCCACUCGCCGUGUUUGGAGGAAGAAGAAGGAUGAGUACAACCCCAAGAACACCAUCCCAACCGUGAAGCAUGGAGGUGGAAACAUCAUUCUUUGGGGAUGCUUUUCUGCAAAGGGGACAGGACGACUGCACCGUAUUGAGGGGAGGAUGGAUGGGGCCAUGUAUCGCGAGAUCUUGGCCAACAACCUCCUUCCCUCAGUAAGAGCAUUGAAGAUGGGUCGUGGCUGGGUCUUCCAGCAUGACAAUGACCCGAAACACACAGCCAGGGCAACUAAGGAGUGGCUCCGUAAGAAGCAUCUCAAGGUCCUGGAGUGGCCUAGCCAGUCUCCAGACCUGAACCCAAUAGAAAAUCUUUGGAGGGAGCUGAAAGUCCGUAUUGCCCAGCGACAGCCCCGAAACCUGAAGGAUCUGGAGAAGGUCUGUAUGGAGGAGUGGGCCAAAAUCCCUGCUGCAGUGUGUGCAAACCUGGUCAAGACCUACAGGAAACAUAUGAUCUCUGUAAUUGCAAACAAAGGUUUAUGUACCAAAUAUUAAGUUCUGCUUUUCUGAUGUAUCAAAUACUUAUGUCAUGCAAUAAAAUGAAAAUUAAUUACUUAAAAAUCAUACAAUGUGAUUUUCUGGAUUUUUAGAUUCCGUCUCUCACAGUUGAAGUGUACCUAUGAUAAAAAUUACAGACCUCUACAUGCUUUGUAAGUAGGAAAACCUGCAAAAUCGGCAGUGUAUCAAAUAAUUGUUCUCCCCACUGUAUUAGUCCUGAAUAGUGAAACCCAGGUUGGGUUAUAAAAUAACAUCUUCUGGCUCACUAGCUUUUAUUAUGUAUCACAUGAUUGGAUUCUUAUUAUAUAUUUUUUUCCUGUAUUCUGAGACAGUUUAUAAGUGGGAGAGAGGAAGACAGUAGGAAGGGUGGACAUGGGGGUUGAUCCGAUAGAGGACGUAGGGCUAUUUAUAUGGGGAAUAUCACCCCAUUCACCCAAAUUGUGCACUACUUUCCACCAGAGCCCUAUGUGAGGAAUAGGGUGGCAUUGAUUUACCCUAUGAGAGAGAAUCACAGCUAAACAAUCACUACCUGUUCUGUGACUGGUUAAAGUUAUGGGGAGUUUACUACAUUGCUCUCUUUAUUACACUUGGCACAAUGUCACUUACUCAGCAAUAAUUCAUAAAUAACUUUAUAAUAUUCCAUGGGCAGAUUCACGCAGGUGACCAAAUUAUACAAGAUUUUACUUCUGGGUUACAUAGAUUAAUCACUUUUCAAUUAAAUGUUGGCAUUCACUCUCAGGUGCCAACUCUACCCCAAAGGAACAGUUCCGUGUUCCUUAGUAUGUUCCGUGCAUUCCACAGCUAAAACAAAUCUGCCCUGUAGUAGCACAUGAUUCCUGGUCAUCACAUGAUUAUAUUCAUCACAUGAUUACUCCAGUUGGCAUCUAUGUGUAAACCAUUUGUAAGGCAUUAGAGAUGUUUGUUUAACACUGUCUCUCCCUGUUAUCCCCAUAAAGCCUCUAUGCAGACCAUUCCUAAUGGGAGGAUGAAUCCAGGUAUGGGAGCAGCCCCUACUCCAGCUGGGCAGGAGAAAAGUAGCACACCCAGUGAGUGGCCCAUAACCCCUAAUAACGGUACAACAUGGAUGGGCAUGCGGCCCGCGGCCCACCUUUUGAAGGCCCUCAUAUUAAUUUUUUUUACUCAGUCCGGGUCUCAACUUACUGUUGCCAGUUUGAAUAGUAGCACACACAAGGUGCAAUUUCAAAAUGUGGGUUGUGCAUUAGCAGUUUUCCUCUUGUUAUGUCGGUCACUGAUAGUCACUCAAUUAGCCCAUGUCAGCUAAAAUUGUUUAGAUUGGUAUUUUUUACAUUGGUAAAUUAGUCUAGCGGCCAGCUAUCUAAACUUGUAGUUAUUGAGGUCGAAUUUCCGCCUGUGGGGCCCCCAUUGAUUUUGUUAGUCAUUCUCACUCAGAUAUCAUAUUAAAAACUGCAAACAUUUCUCUCCACCCUAUGGCGAAAUGUGUAGAAUUGCAGGAAAUUUGCUGCUCACUUUCCUCUCCGCCAUGAUAAAAUGAGUAAUGGGGGGUUGGCGGGUUGGCGGGUUGCGGGUGGGGGUUGGCGGUGGCGGUGGCGGCACAACUGCGGCCCCUCAUGAUGAGUUCAGAUCUUUUGUGACCCCCCACCCCCCCCAUCAAAAUUAACCAUCCCUGCUCUACUAGUAGUAAUAAUAGUAUUAUUGUACAUGACAUUAGUGAUCCGUGUAAUACUUUUUUAUGUCAUUAUAAUGGAUUAUAUGGUUUAAUCGAUUAAUGGAAAAUAAUUCAAUUUGUAUAGCGCUUUUCAAAGCACUUUACAUUGUGUAAGGGUACACAUGAAGAGGUAUUUGCUACACGUCAUUCAACGUUUCUCAUUAUGUUCCUCUGUGCAGGUUGGCUGAUCCUUUUGGGAGUGCUUGUGGCACUGGUUGCUAUUCUGCUUGUGUGUGUUGUUGUGGUCAAGCGUAAGAGGUAGGUCUCACUUCACCAGUCCGAAUUCUGGUCGAAAAUUAAUGAAGACUGUGUACAUUUCUCUCUCUCUCUCUUUCUUUCUCUCUCUCCCUCUCUCCCUCUCUCUCCUCUCUCUCUCUCUCUCUCUCUCUCUCUCUCUCUCUCUCUCUCUCUCUCUCUCUCUCUCUCUCUCGCUCUAUCUCUCUGUUAGCUGGUAACAGCAUCCUAAUGUGUGCACUGCUCCCUCUCUCUGUCUGUUAGCUGGUGCAGUCAGCAGCAGACCCUGAUGAUCACCAACAAGGAUGGGAAUGAGGGUAACGGUGCGGCGGCGUCAGUGGCUAGCUCCCGCGCCCAGGAGAGAGAGCAGGAGAUGGUGACCCUGAUGAAUAAAGAGAAGAUCCAGGAAAACGGAAACACAGAGGAGUUCACCGCCAUCACACUGGAGGAGUCCCCAGAGAAAGAACAGCUAGCGUGAGAGAGAGAGAGAGUAGAGAGAGAGAGAUGAGAGAGAGAGAGAGAGAGAGAGAGCGAGAGCGAGAGAGAGAGGAGAGAGAGAAGAGAUAGAGCGAGGAGAGUAGAGAGAGAAGAAGGAGAAGAUCUAUAGAUAGCCGCUCGAGAUAUAGCUCUAUGAUACUCGCUCUCUCUCUUCUCGCUUUCUGCUCUCUCGCGCGAGAGAGCAGUUCGCUCUAGACUCUCAUCAUCCGAGAGAGAGAGAGAGAGACUUUGGCCUGGUACCAAGCAGACAGACACACUGAACAUGCCAGCUGGGGUUGGGGUGGGGGCUUUUUAAAAUGGAAUGGGUGUUUAAUGCUCUAUUGAUUCUGUUUGUUGUUUUAUUCUGGUGAGCAUGGGUGGUUUGUCCCACCUACUUGUUACUAAGGUACAACACCUGAAACUGGAACGACCCUUUGCUUGUCUGUCAGAUGGGCUAGAUAGACCAUUAAAACCAAGAGGAGCAGAAUGAUGCUUUAUACCAUCCUAUGUCAGGGUGGUUAGAAUUGGAUAGUUUCCAGACCCAGGGUUUGGACUGAGUUUCUACAGCAGGGGUGUAAACCCAGGCUUCUGGAGAGACACAGAAAUACACACCUGUUGAUAUUCACCCCUGCCUUUCAAUCAGGGUCUAAUCUAAAUCUGAGAAAAUCAGUCUGGCUUCUCUAGACAAUCGGUAACAUUAAUUAAUCAAUUGAGUGCCAGGUUGAAGUGAAACCCUGCAGACCCUGUGACCCUGGAUGACUGGAGGUUGACAAUGACAAGCCUGCUCUA
This is a messenger RNA of Coregonus sp. 'balchen', 71306 nucleotides long. The record is from the annotation of a GenBank genome assembly. NCBI's taxonomy places the organism in Eukaryota, Metazoa, Chordata, Actinopteri, Salmoniformes, Salmonidae.